ACUGAAUGCAUCACGAGCGUCAAACCUCCACCCCUCGAGGAAGCCGGAGCGACAUCCAUUAGACUGGUUGGACUCUCAGAGGUGCAGCGAAGCCUCCUCACAGUCUGAAACAACCUCACUUAACAGUCCGCCGGCCCGCCACGCAGAGCUCCAGCCGGGUUCGGUGAUCUCUGCGCGGGAUUUUCUCCUCCAUCAGGACCGGGGGAGAGAUGCGACGUCUCGGAGGAGGAGGAGGAGACGAACUGGCCAGGCAACAGCAACAGACACCUGAGAGGAAGAUCUGAGUUUGUUUCUUCAACGUCAAAGCGAGGUAAGCACCAAAGUGAAAAGAAAGCUAGUUUCCCGGACUGUUUUAGUGUUCAGCUCGGGUUUGGUGCAGGUAAGGGGCUGGACUGUGGUGCGUUUCCGUGUUAUUGUCGUUUCCAGCAUCAGUGGAAGGAAGACGGUAUGAGUCAUAGCCCCGGUGCAGGGCUGCUGCUGCUGCUGCUGGAGGAGCAGCUGAGGAGCAAAGUGUCUGCAGCCUCCAGAGCCACAGAGUGCUGUAUCAGCCGCUGCACAUGCAAAGACCUGCUCCUCCCUGCUCUUUAAUCAAAUGACCCUUUUCUUUGUGUGUGUGUGUGUGUGUGUGUGUGUGUGUGUGUGGAGGAGAAGAGCUGAGCUGCUCACUGCUUGUUUGUGGCACGAGUGUGUAUGUGUGUGGGUGUGUGUGCACGUGUGAGAUCGUGACAUCAUGAUUCACCUGGUUGGAGUGAAUGAAGCAGAAAUCAGUAAGUCUGCUUUCUACUCUAACUACUUUAGUGCAGCUGUUUCUUCUUCUUAAAGGUUAAUUUUCAUCCUAAAAACACACAGAUUUUAAGAUGAAUGAGUGCUUGUUGCGCCAGUUUUCAGUUUUGUUGUACGCAUUGUACGCGUUGUACGCAUUCGGCAGGAGAGUCGUAGAGAGUAGCUGUGAUGACGCUCAACUCAAACAGCAUGUUCCCUGGGCGAGCUACGCAAUCUUUGUACGCCCAUAGGCUGUAUCAAGUGUCAAUCAUAGAAAACUUGAACCCCCUAAUAACUUUUAAAAAUGAAGCUGUACAGAAAAAAGAGGACUUGAGCACAAACUAGUGUUACAAUAACUACAUGUCGGCAUCGCAAGUAGGGGGGAGAAAAAUGUAUAUUCUGUGUAGUUAGUUUCUAAAGUUUGUCCACAGCUCCAUAAGCUUUGCUGGUGGAGGCAGGAUUUAUGAACUAAACUGCAGCACGUCACCAGAGGGCGCUGUUCUCGGAGUGGCUUCACCCAGCUAGGAAGCAGACGCUGUCCAUUCUAUAUAAAUACCAAAAGGCUGCUCACACCCCUCCCUAGCAAGUGCAGCCUGUAUGACAAAUUAACUGUCACUGCUAACCAGCCCCGGUGGUCCUACAACCAGCCCGGCCCACCGGGAAAUGUCCCAAUUCUCCCGAUCAGCCACUAAAUCCAGCAUUUUCAUGUAGGUUAGUGUGAAUAUGUGGACGUGUAAAACCACCAUGAAACAAUCAGAGAAUCACUUCUCAUCUUCAUAUUCUAUACUGGUGCUUUCUCACUUCACUGUAUCUCUUAUUAAUCGACCACCGCUCCUGGCUCUGUCAUGUUUCACCUCUUGAAUGCCUCUACUUCCAUCAGUACUGAACAAUAGCAACUCUAGACAGAGAUAGGUAUGAAGUAAGAUGACUCAGUCGCAAGCUACUUCAGGCACACAUUGUGUACUGCUAGUAGUUUGCCAUGUGUUGGAUUCAAGAUGGUGGUCAAGUUGGGGCCACUUAGGGGUUGCCUGCACACUGAUGUUGGGGAGUUAGAGGGAUCAUUCUUGGGUGAUCCACAUUGGCUGACUUGGACAGAGAGUGGUGCUCUAAAUGGACAUAGAUCCUUGUUAAUUAUCUAACUUUUAGAUAGAGUCCUCGGCUCAGCAUGGAUCCAUCUGUUUCAGAGCUAAAUAAUGCACAAAGGUAGAGGUACAUGCUAACAUACAGGGGCGUGUCAGACCUUUUUGACUGGGGUGCCCUAACCCGAGCUCUGACACUGCUGGGGUGGCCUAAAUUAGGUGAACCUGCACACCAAUUAAUAACAGUUUUUAGUGCAUAUGUGAUGUACCACCAACGAUGAUGUUUAUUUCAACACAGAUCUUAUGUCUGACCAGGCAAUAAGCCAAAUAAGAUGAUUUUUAGAGUUUUUCUAUACAAUAUUCAGUUUAUUUUCAAACUCUUUGAUUUGUUCAAAGUACUUUUGAAAGAUAAAAACUAAAUCAAAACUAAGGAAAAGUUCUAAACCUCAGUUGGUUUUUAGCAUUUCAUAACUUUUUAAGUGUUUUGAUGUUCCUUUCCCAACUUCUUUGAAACAUGCUGCAGGAUGCACAUUUCCAGGUGUGAAAACGGUCUGUGACUACAUCUUAAAAUUUUAAGUCUUCUCAAGAAAAUUGUGAACUGAUGAUUGCAUGGCAAGAUCUUAUGAGUCACCAACAGAGCUAAACAGAUUUUUGUUUUGGAUGAUUUCAGUGAAGAUGACUCGCAGAGGAGGAGGAGGAGGAGGGUUUUCUGGUAAACUGCGUCAGGACAGGAAUGGUUGAGGAGUUACGGUGAGGGAAAGUGCUUUUGCAACAAUGCUGCAAUUCAGAUAAUUUCUUAUUUGCUAGUACUAAUAUCUGCGUUACCAAAACACGUGUUUGGUGGCACCUACGAUAACAGACAAUAGACUGAAAUCUCUGUGUGUCUUUGGUUAUUUAGUUUGUUACCAAUCAAAUCUAUUUGCUUGUGGUAGUCGUUCUUUCAGACGUCCCCUCGAAUGAUUGAUGGUAUUUUCAAAUCCUCACAUAAGUAUCUGACGUUGUGAUGGUAAUACAUAUCAUUCCACAGGCAGGCUCACAUGUUGAUUCAUAAAUCAGUCAGUACUCAAAGAUAAAGCAGUGGAGGUAAUUAGUAAAGCAGGCGUUAUUGGUGAUGAACUCCGUGUCCCCUGAGCUGCUGGCAGCUUCAUUGUUUUAUGUCUCGAGCAUCAAUCUAGGCUGAAACCUCACUGACAAACUCAUAAUGGAAAUUACAGAUUACAUUGAGCUUGUGGGUUGUUAUCUUUGCUGGUUUUUAUUACACACUGAAGGAAUAAAUUUACUCAGGAUUGCUUUUCAUUUGUCAGUUUCUUUAUAGGAAGACAAAUUAAUCAAUAAAGAGAAAGCUCAAGUUAAGACAUCAACAGUUUUUCAUUCUCUUCCCCUUUUUGUGCCUGAUGCUGCUUUUAAAGCCCUGAGGAAACAUAACCUGGCAUUGAAACAAUCUUGAGUUGGGAUAAUUGAUGUCAUGAAGUAGGAAAAACCUUUUUUUUUCUUUUUCCUAGAAUAAAUGAAAGUAGCAGCUCAUAGUAAACGCAACAACAAAAGCUUGUCAGUUGGAUCACAUGUUUGACAACCCAGAGUACAUAGUUUUCUCCAGUUUAUUAUCAAUCUUUUUCAUUUUAGCUGACUUGAUAACCAGGAGAAGAAUUUUUGAUUAUUUUAUAUCUGGAUCAAAAGAAGGGAUGUUCCAAAAGAACUUACGCCCUUGUUAUUCGAAUGGAGAUUUAUAGCUGGCUAAUCUAAAGUAAGAAAACACUUACAACUGGGGAUGGGUAACUUGGGCUAAAACAUUUAUCACGAUAAGAUUUUCCAUUCUGGCGAUAACGAUAAAAGACCCGAUAAAAAAUAUUAUAAUUCCCAUCUAUAUUUUUGACUCCUUUUGUCUUGAGAACACCAGUUGAAGUAGUCAAAUAAGAUACUCAACCAAAAGUUUAAGUGGUAGGUUAUGGAGAAAACUAAUGACAUCAAACAAGUCUCAAAUGUGAAAACAUUUUCAACAUUUAUUAAAAACUCUUAUUGCACAGAGUGAACAGCAGCAGAUCUACUGUCCGAUGUCAGGCAUACCUAACUGCGCUCAUUUAAGCCCCAAUCUUGAAGGAAAUCCCUCAUGUGGAGCCUGGUUCAGUCACGAGCUGCUCAGAAACGUCUUCUUCUUUACCUUCGGCCAUGUUUGUUUGUUAUUCUGCUCUGUGUGGGCUAUGGCUGCGAGUCUGUCGCUCGCGCUUACGUCAUCAACUUGAAUUUAUCAUAUUUAUCAUGAGAUAUUUAUCAUGGAGGAUUCUUCCGACAAUAUAUCAAGAAUCAUAAUUUAUCGCCCAUCUCUACUUACAACGUAGUAAAAAUUUAGCACAUUUUUUUCUUAUGGUGAAACAAAGAACUUCAGACUCUAUUCAGAUUGCUUUGCAGGCUAACAUUAAUCGUGCUAGCACCACUGAUUUGUCACCAUAGUAGUCACACAUUUGUUUCUGGAGCAGAUUAUUGAAGCUUACUCUUAAAUAGUUCACUUCCUGCACAGUGGGUGCUGCCGGAGCCCUGAGCUAUUCAGGACAUAAACUGUAAACAUAUUUUGCUUAGUGUGUAUGUGACAGCCUCAAAUGGGCACUCAGGAAACUGCAAUUUUUAUCACUUCCUAUCUGCUUCAUUCUUCGAGACCAGAGGUUUCCACUUGGUCUAAAUGCACACAGCUCUAGUCAUCUGUAGGUUAUCAGAGAACAAGGCUGUACUAUGCAAAGCUGCUGUAUUGAACUGCAGAUAAUUCAGCUCCUGUUGAAACACUCUUGACUGAUAAAGGAUGGAAACCUGAACCCAGAACAAGCUCAUCACCUGGAAGUGAGCUGAUGACAGGUCAGAUUGCAGCUCACCCUGGGACCAAAGACUACCGCUGGAGAAAUACAUGGUUCAUGAAUUAAAGCUACUUAAUAUAAACCGCUUGUUUUGAGGAGAGGGAGUAGUAAAACCAGUGAGUGACUAACCGUGAUGGGUCAUUUUGAGGCUUGGUUUGUACCAAGAUUAAAAUCCAUCUAGUUGGCUGAUUCGCUGAUCAAAAUACUACUAAUCAAAAGCAGAAUUAAGCAUAAAUCAGAUGAUCUUAAAUCAAACAAAAUAUUCAUGAGCUAGAGAUAUUGAUUUAAACCCCAGUCAUGACUGAGAGAUCAAUGCUCUGUUGGUGUAAGUUGAUGUCUUGUCAGGCCUUCAAAACAUCUAGAAACAUCCCUGAGUGAGUCUAUUCAACAUUUUCACAAGAGGACAUGUAAAUAAGAAAAAAUAAAACAAAGAAUUUUCACAGAAGAAAUAUUUCUGAGGGAACAGCUGUUGAGAUGAACUUUUCACACAAACACUCCUUAAGAACUCACUUUCUUCUUUGAUCAUUCAUAAUUUAUCACACAGAAAAUCUUCGUCUCUUCCUCCAUCCCUGGAAUCAGAGUCAAUCUGUCUAUGUUGAGUCGCGUGGACCUCUCUUGCCAUUGUCAUUAGUGUCCCGAGAAGUUGCCGUAGUUUCCAUGGUGAUGUUUGAACAACCAGUUGUACUUUUGAGGUUCAUCCAGAGAGAGUUUCAGCCUGUAAGAAGACAGGAGAGCUGUUUGUCUGUGAUGAUUCCCUCUGACCUUUUAGCUCGGGGACAGCUCUCUCUCACCACUGUGCCCUUUUCCUCUCACUCCCUGUCUUUCUCUGUCUGUGUCUCCUCCUCCUCCUGACACCCACCUGCGGAGUAUUAACCACAGCCAGCAGGACUCAGCCUUCCUAAGAUGAUUAAUGCAUAGAUAAGAUUACCACCUCAUAGCACAGCACAUACUGCGGUGAUACUCAUCUCCAGGUCAGGUGUAGUGUGUGUGUGUUUGCUCUUAAUUUGCGAUCCACAGCACUCAGUUUGUGUGGUGGAGUAUUUUCUGGCAGCAGUAGUCUGCUUGUAUUAAUCUGUAGAGAUAAUUGGAUCCUCGUAAACUCCAUUUGCAGUAAACCUAAACGCUCAAAAUUUGAAUGAAACACUAAAACUGGGAUUGUGAAUAUCACCCUUCUUUCAGAUUCUCUGUUUAGUCAGUUGUGUUUUGUUUGAAGCUCUUUGUAGUGUUUUGCGGUUGUAGUCUUGUGGCGUGAGAAAGAGAUGGAGUGACACAUUUAGGUUAACAACUUGAUCUCCAGUGUCUCGCGCAGUGCAGCCAGUCAGUCGAUAUAACUUACAGUCAGAUAAACAUGAGAGAGAAGAAGAGAAAGAGAGGAUCUUAAAGACAGAGGAUGAUGAUGAGGCACUUUUUAUACCUUUUUUCAUCAUCUAAAUAGUCAGCUGCUUCCUAUGCACCAAACCGACUGAGGUAUUUUAUUGUGUUAAAGUAUAUUACCCAGCAGAUGGUGUGCAAAGAAGCAACCGAUGGCUUUGAUGCUAAAGCAUGCUUGGAUACAUAAUAAGGAAGUUGAGGGCUGCAGUCCCACAUUAUAAUUUAUUUUAUUUAUUUUAUCUCAGUGGAUUGUAAUCCAGAAAAUGUUGGUAUUCUCUUUAAACUUCCAAUACCACAUUUUAACUCUACUACAGCAUUGGUAGCAGACCAUACUAGAAGAGCGUCACAGUUGCACAGAAACAGCACGUUGUUGUAUAGUUCAGACCCUUCACGCUGGUGUGGUUUACAAUCUAGAUUCCAUGUUCAGUAAAGGAGCUUCUGUAGUUGUUGAAACAAGGUGAAAAAAGAUGUCACCUUUUCCUCAUCAUUGUGAAAUAAUGUAUGAUCCUCACCCUCGCUUUUAUCCCUCACAUUCUUAUUUAUUUUUUAUUUUAUUUUUACUCUUUUCCAGAACCAUCCACUUCCUUUACUGGCAGCUACACAAUGAUUUUCAUUUGGAAACAUGUAUGUAUAAGUCCUAACAGUGCAAACACAAAAUGCACACUGACCGAGUAGUAAUACAUUUUGACAGUAGGGCUGGGCGAUAUGGCUUCAAAUCAGUAUUACGAUAUAUUGAGCAGUUCACCUUGACAAACCAGUUGAUGCUAAGUGCUGAUCUGAUCAUUGAUUAAAAAAUGGUUUAUUUGUAAAUUCAGAAUAAAUAGUCCCUCAGUUUUGACAGUGACUAGUGCUUCUGUUAUGAACAGUAUUAUUACCAGCCAACUCACAAUUUGAAAAUGACAUUACACUUGAGACCUUCAUCAAUGGCAAAGCCUGAACAUUGUCCUGCUUUACUGUGAUAAAUCAAAAGUAUUACUAAGAUCGGAUUAGUUAGUCAUUAGUCUUAGAUGAUGAGAUCUCAGGAUUAGCAGCUUUCUUUCCGUGUUUUCUGUAGGAAGUAACAGCAUCACCUGUCUCCUUCCCUGUUACGUUAAAGUCUUUAAACAUUUUCCUCUUCCUCAACCAUCAGCUCUUUGUGUGAUUGAACAUCAUCACACUAAUUUCUGCAGUCUUCCCAACUCUUGUCUUCACUGGCAGCUCACCAAUCUAAAGUUUUGUCUUCUCCAAAUUUGUUUAGGGUGAAAUAAAAAAUAUCCUCCAAGUUGUUUAAUGAUGUUAUACCACACCAUCAUCAGGCAGGAGUGAAAUUUCCAACUCCUUUCGUUUGAGUGAUUUUAAUAUGUGUCAAUCAUGAGUGUGAUCUGAUUCUCCGUAAUACCCCCCUUGUUAUUCACUAAUAAUUAGCUGUUGUGAAGGAGUUUUGACUUGCCAGAUUCAGCUGGAUAUAAGACAGGAAAUAAUGUUUUCACCACGUAAUGUAUCCAGCAGAGAGCGCCUUGACUCCAUAGGUCACCAUACUCUCUGCACUGUCUGCAGCACACGUUGCAGAGCAGACAUCUUAUUUAAGAGUAUUUAAUAAGAAGUCAGUCCAGUACAAUAAUUCACCAUAUCAGUGACAUAAUCUCUUGUUAUUUUCUUGGUAUUUUAUUGGCUGGGUGAACAGGUUGGGAGACUGAUGCUCUCAACUUGCCCCUUACCAUCAUGAGAGGUUUUGCCUCUGACGUCCUAAGAUAAGACAUCCCACGCUUGAGAGUGAGAUACGUUCAAAUGUCUAAUUGAUGUACUAAUGCAAAGCAGUGAGACGUAAAGCUUCACUCAUCCUGAAACGGUCCUCAGAGCGGUUAUUGUAACUGCUUGUAUCUUGUUUAUUUUCCAAUCAUCCCUGGGAGGCUUAUUGAAUUCUUAACAGGAAAGUUAGAGGCAUCAUCUGCAUACCCACUGACCGUGGAUUAAUAAGAUGAAAAUAAUUACAUCUUUAUAUCACUGCCAAGAAAACAGCGAUGGACCAAACACAGUCUGUGCUCUUUCUUCUCCAGCUCUCAUCUUUCCGUCACUGGCUCAUGUGGUAUACUUCUUUUUUACAGGAUUAAUUAUUCAACUCUUUUUCUCUGUUCUGUCUGUAUAUUUCAGGUUGUUCACCUCCUCUCACAUGAGGGCUUUCUAUCCUUGCUGGAUGAGAAUAAUUCAGACUCUUUCCAUUGUGCCUGCAGUCUGCUUGAACAGACAAGGUGGUGUUUUCGAGUAAUAUAGUCCUUGAUGUAAAGACAGAAGUGGCAGAACCUCUCCAGACGACAUUUUUGACUUCUGCGCAUUCUCGGGAAGAUCUGUAUUUUUACUGCUACAUAUAUAUUUUUACUUUUUGGUAAUCUUGACUUCACAGGGGAAAGUAUAAGAUUAUUUUCUCCAUGUUUCACAUUCCUGGAUAUCAAAACUACAGCAAGUUCUAAGAUGUUUAAAUGGGUCUAGCUACACCUGCUCUUUGUUUCAAGUAAUAUUGCAGAAUAGAAGUUAACUGAUUCAUGGAAAUAUGGGCUUUUACAACCAGUUCAUAAAAAAACCCCUCAAAACUAAAGUUUAACAAUCAGGACUGUGAAACAGAGCACCUCUCAUUCCCUUAUUGACAGUAACUGUCUCUUAAAAUAGAAUAGUCAUACAGUCAUUUUGUGACUUCAUAGUCAUGAUCCUUAAGACUGGUUGCCGGUGUAAAGGUGGCCAAGAAAAAAUUUCAAAGUAAACAUCAAUAUUGUUAUCAAACUGCAUUAUUUUAAACAACAUAACAGAGUUUAUAUCAAAAGCGAGCCAGUGACUGUCUACGAUACGCUGUCUAAGAGUGUCCUGAUACGAUAUUAAUAUCAGAUAUCGGUCUGACAUCUGCAGAAUAAGGAAUAUCGGAUUAUAUCUGUCUGCAUCCAAAAUCUCAGAUAUCAGCACUCUGAUACAAGCAGUCGAUUUCAGACUCCGCUCUGGCACCUCUAUCUGGCAGCACCCGGAUCCUGCAUGCAGAUCCUAUGUAAUCACAACAACAUGAGAAAGUAGCAAGGAGUAGGAGUGAUGUCUGCCGUGUUUUCAGUAUUUUUCAUUUAACUCAGAAAAAGAUGUUGCAGCUGAGUGUAAAACUUGUCAUGCACAAGUUUGCGCUAAUAUCGGAUCACUAUCGGUAUUGGCCAAUACUGAAGGCUACAAUAUCGGUAUCAUAUCGAAAAUAAAAAAGUUGUAUCGGGACACCCCUAAUGCUGCCAGACGAGUUUUUUCAUUGGGAAAGAUACCGACCUUGUGAGGGUUAGAGGUUCAGUCACCUAAACUAAGGGAGAUAUCAAACUAUGGCUGGUAGAAAACAUACCGAGAGAAAAUCCAGGGUCCUGAGAGGUUACCUUUAAUUAACCCUCUCUUGAAUCACUGUGCUGUCUGAAUCCUGUGCCUGUGUUUUCAGAAAGUCUUUAUUUUUCUGUUAAUCAGACUUUAUAUGUGCUGUAAAAGGAAGAAGCAGCUCGGAAACUAAUUGAAACCUGUUAAUAAUUCAUGUGAGAAGCAGCUGAAUACAUCUUGUAUCCAUCGAAAGUACACUCGUGGGAGUGCUCAGAGGGUGUGUGUGUGCUUGUAACUUUUAAUUUAUGUCAUGUUUAGCUGAAUGUCCCUCAAGAUGCACUUACGAGACCAUUUCACCAGCAGAUAUGGACAUCUGUAAUAUGAAUGACAUUCAGGCUGCCAUUUUCCAGCACUAGUUUGAGCUUUCCUCCGAGCCCUGUCCUGGAAUACAACAGCGAUGUGAACAAAGGCAAUUUCCAACUUACGAGUUCAAUAGAAAUGGAUAAAUUUUUGAUAACUUUAAACUGGGACUUCUCAAUUAUGGGCUAAAUCAUUACUUUACUCUGCCGCUGCUAUUAUGAUGCUUGACUCUUUUACUUAUUAAAAUAUUUGUGUCAUUUUCAAGCUUCGGCUCAUUAGUGUUUCUGAGUUUUAUUAAAUUAAUCAGGUCCCUUGAGGUGUGUGUUUUAGAUGAUUUCUGAAGCAGAAAUGGAAAAGCAGAAAUUUUCAGUCAGUCAAUCAGUGUUUUGAUUUUUCUUCAGUUGUAAAACACAGAGCAGUCUGCUUUUAAGAAUAGUCUGAAACUAACGGUAUCAGACUAUUCUCCACCUUAAAGGUCCAACUUUGUAAAUUUUAUUUUUUCUUGAUAUUUUUCGCUACCUUCCCUCUCUCUGUUUCUCUCCAGCUGAGCGCUUGAUCUGCAGAGGGCUUGUUGUUGGGAAAUCUUCAAGGGCAAACUUUGCUUGUUCUGGUUCAAGUGGAGCUUGUGAGAGUAGAGUGUGAGAGGGGCAGAAAGUGGGAUGUACCCGGGAUGAAUGAAACUCAGCGAACGAGAUGAGGAUAAAGUGAAAGAAUAAAAGUUUUUCGAGAAUGCUGUAGACAUCCACCUGGAAGAAGCAGAUGAACUGCACUCUGCUGUCAGUGGCAUAUAAUUUACAGUAUAUUUGACUGUUCAAAUAAAGCAAGGGGAGAUUCGUAUCAUGAAAUGGCAUCAGCAGAGAAACAACACCCACUGCUUUGUCAGUAGCAAUGAGUUACGUUACAGCAGCUAAUUGUGUUACAAGAGUACUGCCAUUAAAUAGUACUGCGCUACAUCCAUGGAUCACUUACAAAUAGGGCUGGGCUAUAAAACGAUUAUGAUUUAUAUUGAAAAUUGAUUUCCAUCAAUAUCAAUAUAAAACAUGGUCAAUAUGCUUUUCGAUAGAUGGCAUGUUUUGGUAGACUAUACAAAUAGCCAGUGAAAAGAAGAGUUGCUCUAGGGCUGCUUCGCUCUGAACCAAUCAUGUGCUGAAUUAGAACCAGGUAGCAAACAACUGCAUAGAAGCAGUGCUACCCCUGGCAGAAAUGCUGAUGAAGACUCAACAGAUGAUGACAUCGUUGACAACACUGGUACGAAAACGUCAGUAUUUUGGUUUUUUGAGGUCAGACAUGAAGCAGAGUAAUAUGCACUGCAAAUUAUGUCGAGUACGUGUUCUCUCAAAGUCGGAAAAUACCUCAAAUCUCUUUCAACACCUGAAGCAGCGCCACACGGCAGAGCACACGCAAUGCAAAAGGUUACAAACCCCGAGCGGAGCAAGGAGCCCAUGGUGCCUGUGCAGCCGAAACAGCUGACCAUUUAGUCUGCUUUCUCUAGUGCAACGCCUUACGACAAAACAUUGAAGAGACACAAAGACCUCAUAGUAUUGUAGUGAAAAAGACAUGCUACCAAUAAACACUGUUAUAUUUAAUUUAAGAGUAACAUUUAAGAUAGACAAAUGAUUUUUAUAUAUCGUGGUAAACUUUUCCCAUAUCGCCCAGCCCUACUUACAAAUAAAAGGGAAGCAUGAAAUUUCUCUUGGAUGACCAAAAAUGAAAAACUCUUAAGUCCCAAUCCUAAAAUAGAGAUUUUGCCAAUGACUGUUGAAAUUUAAAACCGAGGGAUAAGAGGCGAAUUUAUUGAGAAUGAUUUAAUCAAGACAGCAGAUCUUGUUUUUCGAGCCUUGUUUGAUUUUGUUGCUCAUAAAGUGAAGUCAAUAUCAAUUUCACUCUUUUCAUAAUGAGCCAAAAACCCUCACAGCGCAUUUGAAAAACACACCUCAUUCAUGGUGUUGUUAAACAGAACCGGAAAAACGUGUGUCAUGCAUCCAUGCAGAGUCGAUCUUUGCAGAAUAAAUAGAGGAAAAUUGACAUGAAGUGAUGUGUGAACAUGGAUCAGAAAUCAAGGAAUGAAAAUGGUCAUGCAGAUUUGUUCUUAGAUGGAAUAUCCUGAGAUGGAUGGAUGGAGGAAGGAGCAUUAUGUCUUUGAAAAAUCUAAGCGAUAUCAUAUGUUAUUUUGCGGACCUGUCUCGAAAUUUAUCACUCCGAAAGAAGCCAACACUUAAAAUCCUGAGAGCUGAUGGUUCAGACAGCAGCAAGGUUUGGCUGAGAGUAUUUUUAAUGUGGAGACUAUCUGCUGAAAGAAAAACCUGUUGUGAGUAUUCAUCUUAUCCACAGCCAGAGACAGAGGGAGGUUUAAUGCACAAGAAAGAGGGAGUGACAAAGACAAGAAAAAGAAAAAAAUGCAAAGAGAGGGAGGAAAGGCUAGUUGCCUGGUGACGGAGGCAGAAGGAGAGAAAGGAGCGAGAAGGCGAAGAAGGGAGAGAAAACGAGGAGGAGGAGGAGGAGAGGUGCAGAGUUUUUUUUUUUUUUUUUUUUUCUAAGUGCAAAGAGUUACUGGUCACGAUGCUACAUCUGCUGCUGCCAUCCCUCCUACUGUGCUCACUCGCUCCCUCAGAGGACGGAGAGGAGGUGUUGGCUCUUAAUUUUAUUAUCUUGUGUAUUACUGAAUGAUUAAUGGUUUUAAUUGCUGCAAAUGAAGGCGUGUGUCUCUGAACUUGGAGUCCAAAUCAGAUUUGGCAUUUUAGACUGCAGUCAGAGAGUUUUGCAAAGGCAGCAUCAAGAUUGGGUUGAAAACUUUGUCCAGUUAAAUCAAGUUACCCGUAUGUGCAAAAUACUAUCGGCAAUACACACUUCACAAUUGUGUUUUUCAGAAGUGUGUAACAUGGAUGUGCAUUUGUAGUUCCCCAAGUGGUUAAACAUUGUCACUCUAGCUUGUUUGCAUUAUCAUGGUACAGUCUGUCUGUAUUUUGAUCCAGAAAAUGGAGAUAAAACUCUGUAUUGGCUGUAUCUGAUUUAAAUGGCAUAAAACUCCGACCAGCGCAAUGAAGAACCAGCACAGGCAAACACUUUGCAAACCACUGUGACCAUCUUGGCCUGUGGACUCUGUGAUCCUGUGGAUGGAUAACUUGAUCACAAGGAUUUCUAAACCUACAUAAUGACUGAUUUUUAUAACAAUGCAUCUAAGAUCUGUUUCUUCAGUUACUCAGUUUAAUUUUCAGACAUCUCUUUAUAGAGGUCAAGGAAUAACCCUCAAGAUCACUCUCUGCAGGAGCUGGGAUACUCUCACUGCUGUGUGCAUUCUGCCUGCUUUUGCUCUCCACAGAUCCUGUUUUGGGUGAUAUGAACUAAAAAUGGGUCCUCCCGUUUUUUUUAUUUAAUUUAUUUGAGUUUUAUUUAUUGUUUGUUUAUUUUUUCUUUUCAUUUAAUUUUUUUAUUUAUUUAGUUAGUUAGUUAGUUAGUGUGUGGGGGGUGGGGGGUUAACACAAAACCUGAUUCACUUUCCCUCCCUAAAAUAAAACUACAAACCACGAAGACAUGACUUUCAAACCUGAGGUCCUUCUGCGAAACCAACCAGGUUCCAAUUGACUGAUGAGACUCAGCCUUUUUCAAGAGAAACCCCUUACUCGUGCUUGCAGCCAUGUUGUUGUUGUUGUUGUUGUUGUGUAAAUCUUUCUCUGCAAGAAGUGAAACUUAACCCCCCACAUUUUUUUUCUUUUAUUGAAUCUUUUUUACAUGUAGUUGAGAUAUUUUGAAGGUUUUAACAUCUUUAAGCUCCUAUGAGUAGUUUUUGGUAAUGGUGAAAUUCAUCAUAAUACUUAUGAUCUAAAAAUCUAACAAGAUCAUCAGUGACAAGAUUGAUGGUUUUUAUUUUUUAUCUAUGAAUGUCUGAAACUGAUGUGAAGGGGUAGGUGUCACCUGAGUAGCUGAAGAAACAGCUCUGUCUUUAUAAAUCCCACUUAAAAUAUUCACAACUAAUGAUACAUUUGACUGUCAAAAAUCAGCAUGAUGAGAUUUUUGUCAGAAGACACGAUUAAAGCAAGUAGAGGACAAGAUAAGCAAAGACUGCUUUCACCACACAGGGGCGCCAAAAUCUGCAAAAACUUAAAGUUCCUCACUGGAGCUUUAAUAUUUUAUUCACUGUCAAAUGCAUUUCAUCUGUUUCAAGAGUCUCUGUGCUGAAAUGACCGAAAAACUCUUAACUAUGUUUUACUCAGAGAACCAAACCCUCAGUUUUGUGGAAAAUCAAGUUUUCUUCUAUCACUGAUAUUUUCACAGUGGUGGAACAGCUUUUUAUGAUUCAAAGUGCAUUUGAAUUAUCCAACUCCCUCUGCUCUUUUGCAUUAUUAACCGUUCAGAUAUCAAUGUCUUACAGAGUAGGGGAACAUGCUAACAUCAAUCACUUAUUAAAGUCAAUGAGAUGCACUGAAUGGUUUGAAGGGGAGAUUCAUUAUUUAUGGUCGUGGUCGAUAAGACCUGAAGCCAGGGGGUCAUUACAGCUCUCACCCAUACAUCUAUGCUGGAGAGGAGAUUAAUCUAUUUAGUCUUUUUUGAUUCCUUCUGUUGUGUUGCUGGAAGUAUUUUUUUAGCUGCUAAGGUGCUUGUGUUUAUUUAUUGCUCAGUUUUGUACAUGUUGAAUGAUAAUAUAGGCUUCAGACGGAUAUUUCUGAGUAAUUUCAGAGAUUUGAUAAAAGAUAAUUAACUUUUUUUCUCUUUUUGCACGUGUACAUGUUUCCACUAUUUCACUAUCAUCUUAAUUUUAGGUUUUCUUCUGCUUCUCUCAUCCCUCUUUAUACUUUCCCUCGUUUUUUCUUCUCUGCUGUCUUCCAAACCUCCUCCUCAAAGCCCAUCUUCCCUCCCUGAUACAUCACAUCUUGUCCUCUAACUCAUUUCCCUCCUUCUUCCCUUGUUCUAAUCUCCUCCUCCUUACGCUCCUCAUUCAGGGACCGGCGACUGUUUCCCCCCGUGCUUCAGCUGAUGUGAUUAUCAUCAUUAUCAGUCAAACAGAGGCAUCUCUUCCUCUCUCACAUUCAAAAAUACCAGCAGGGUGUGCGACAUGAGCGCAUGAUGCAAGACAACUCGCAAAAACACAGAUCUUUUUCAUCUGGCCUUUAUUCUGGCGGCUGAAUGCUAACACCUCGCUGCGCCACACAAUCACACAGAUGCACGCACACAUACACACACACAAACAGGCAAUAUGGAGGCUGGAGACUCAUGCAUUUUUAACCUCAAGUGUUUUUGUCAGCCUGUUCAUCUCCUCUUCAUCCAUGCUUACCUUUUUUUUUUACUUUAGAUUUCUGACUUCAGUAUCACACACCCCUUUGGCAUUCAUCUGUCUUUAAACCAGAGCUAGCGAUUGAAUGAGACUAUUUCAGAUGAAAAGAACAGUAUUGAUAGUUAGUACAAAGAUUAGAUGUGAAAAGACAAGGUUUUAUAGUGAACUUGUAAAUACUUUUGGUCUUACAGGAGGAAAGGCAAACACAAGAAUAAGUGUAGAGAUGGAGUUUGUGUAGGGAGGGAGUCUGUUUUAAUGGUGGGGCUUAACAACAGGCUGCAGUGGUGUCUGAAGAAAAUAAAAACUCAUCCUUCUAACAUUUGACAGUUCAAUGAAUCAUUAAUUUUGAGUUUUGUAUGUGGGAAUUGUAAAAAGGGGGCUGUUAAUUCAGCUGACUGGCUGAAACCUACUCUCUCACAGUAUUUUCAGGCAUUAAAAAUUACGGUACAAAAACCAUCCCUCUCGUCACUAAUGAUCUUAAUAACUUUUGGAUAUCACUAAAAGGUUUCAAAAUGAAUUUAAAAUGUUUAACCAGCAUUCUAGGAAAAUUAAAACUCCCUUCAAAUAGCUGCAGUGAAGGAGACUCUCCAGGCACCGCCAACGCCAAGAAUCAGAGCGAUUUUUUAAUCCUUUAAACGCAGCAUCUGUCGCUGACAUCUUCACAGAUUUCUGGGAUCAGUGACGAAUUAAUUUAUUAGCCGCGGAGUAAAGCGGUGAUGUUCAGCUAAAACACAAUAAGGUUAUUUGAUCAGUAACUGAAACUUGUGCUCCCAGAUGGAGGUCUGUGUGGACUGUGAAAAACACGACAAUAUGACAUGAUGAUCAGCUGUCCAGCUACAACUGUGUCUAUUGUUCAGUCAGGACACAGUGAGCGCUCACUGACUCACACUCUGUCUAAACUGAUAAUACCUGCUCAGUUUGUGGGAAACAGUGUGAUGAUGUCAAUGCAGAGGCGACACAAACAAGAUUUCGUAACCUAAACAUGAGCUUUUGGAUUUUAUCAAACUUGAAGCUGGAUCCAGCCAAAUUAUGUGACGACUAUCAAGAAAGAAUUACACUUAAUGAUUUGGAAUAGAAAACAGGUGUUAAAUCUACAUCUCGUUUCUUGAGAAAAGACUCUCUUAAAGAGAUAUUCUGGUGUAAAAUUAAGUUGGGGUCAAACACACCGUUACACUGAGUUAGACACCCCGUCACAUAGAGAGCACCUAACUUCAUCAACAGUACAUAUAGGGUCCCAGUCAUAGUACUAGCCACCAAACAUCUUUUUAGCUUUGUUAAAUUUUUUUUUAGCAAAGAGACUAAACACAGCUCACCUACUCUCUUCCAGCAGCCGCUUGUUUGUAGCGAGACCCUGGGCAAGUCCAUCGAAUGCAGCGGGGGGACGCAGCUCAAGGAAGACCGAGACGCUCAUUAAUAUGAUGAUUAUUACUUCAAGGAAAAGAUAAAGUAAUGAUCAUAAAUGCUCUUCCUUAAGCUGCUUGCCCAGGGUCUCGAAAUCAGGCAAAGCUAAAAAGAUGUUUGGUGGCUAGUGCUUUGGCUGUGACCCUGUAUGUCCUGUUGAUGAAGUUAGAUGCUGUUCUGAGCAUUAUUUGUGGCUAUAAAGUGGUGUUUUGGUUGCGUGCGUGGCUCUCUGUAUUGCUAUUGUUCGGUCGUUACUAAAGUUGGUAUAACUAGAGAAGCAAGCAGUCGGCAACAUCUCUUGUCGGGCUGACUGAGUCGGUGUUACGGUGUGUUUGACUCAAACUUAUUUUACGUCGGAACAUCCCUUUAAUAUUCAAAUCUGAUUAUGUUGUGAAAUAUGUCCUUUUUUAGUCAGCCUUGGUGUGUUUUUCUGUUUUUUUUUUAACUUUUCUAAUACUGACAAAAUCACAUAAUUCUUUGGACUCAAAGUGUAUGGUCAUCUUCCAGCCACCUGCAUCUAGCCAGGGCUAACACUGCUUUACUUCUAUAUGCCCUAUAAUGUGGAUAUAAAAAAACUGAGUUUUUCUCAUAGUAGUUGGAUAGUUGGAAUUUAAAUUUCUGUUUCGACUACUGACAAAUUAACCGCUUCAGAACGACCAGAACGCAGAUCUGCAAUAAGCACCAAUCACAAAUCUAAGGACGGUCAUGAACCAGCUGCUUGUAUGUGUAUCAACUUUUAAGGUGCACUCUUACCUGGUCAACACCUAAUCUGCUUUUGUCAUCACUGCACAAGAAAAAAAAAUCUAAGAAUGACCACUCAUCCUCCUCCUCCUUCUUCUUCUGUUUGCUUCUCUGCUGGGAUUUGAACCCAUGACCUUUCACUUACAAACUGUCAUGACUUUAACUUUGAGGGGAAAAAGGCCCGGUUGUCGUUUUCUGCUGAGUGUCUCUCCCAGGGUAAACAGUUUAAACAGGACAUUCCUGCUGCUGUGUAAUAAAAGCUGCAUGACUGCCAGCUCAGCUAAGACUACAGAUGUUGGUGCAGAAGAGCUGAAGUGGUCGAAAUAGUCGUUUUUAGCGGUUUAUUUAGAGCUUUCGUUGGCUGUUGGAUGAGUACAAAUUUACGUCUUGUUUUCGUGACAAGGACAAAUUUACAGUAACUAACUGUAAAUGAAGAGGUCUUCAAUGUUAUCCAGUCUUUACAUAGGCAAAUAUUGCAGUUUUAAUUAGAUCCACAGGCUUGGAUGUAUAAAUUUUUAAUGGUUGUUGCAAAUGCAUGUUCGAAGUUUGAAACCCUUAUUUUCUAACACAGACUUUGCCCAUUGGGACUUUGAGCAUCAACCAAUUACUGCAAGAUGUCGAGUGGUGGAAGAAAGAGCAGAUAAGUAAGGAGGUGAUGUACUAGAGGUGCCCAACUAUCUGCGUAAAGAAAAUACGUUGAUAAGUAGCUGCCGCUGGUUAAAAAUCAGGGGGCAAAAUCCAGGGGUACAAGACAUCACCAUAACACGACAGAAAUAUUAAAGUACAAAACAAUACUUUAUCUUUGUGAGAAACAUGACUUAAUGAGUCUUGUCUUUCACCAAAUAACACCAACAUUUAGAGCAUUUAACACAGCUAGAUAACAUAACAAGGUCAUCUUCAAAUGCUUGUCCAUGCCAGGAGUUUUAAAGGUUGAUUUUUUCCUUUUUUGUCAUUCCCUCUUCUGGGUCUUUAAAUCUCACUACAUUCUUUUCUCUUCAUUAUUUUUUGUUUUUGCGUGGGAUGGCAGGUUAACAUGGAAUCAAUCAGACUUCUUUGUGUGUUAGAAAUUAGAUGUAGACAAUGUGGUCAGCGCUGCACCCUCAGAAAGGUCUGCAGUGCAGAGCAGACCCUGGAAUGAGUAUUUGACCAAUUAGAAACCACUUUGCACAAACACAGGCAGGUAAUGAACGGAGGAAAUGCAGGUAAAAUGUUUUAAAGUGGACAUAAAGUGAUUUGUGUUCACACUGUGUCUCAGGCCUGUUAGGUUUUAUUAUUAGCAGUUAUGAAAUACACACACACACAAACACACACACACAGAAAGACAUGCACACAAGACGACACUCAGAAUUCCCACCAUUGACAUUCUGUGGUUAAAAUUUAUAACAGCAAUAACGGUUGUAUGACCUGUGGGCCCUGAUAAAGUGAAGCUAUAGCUGUGUGUGUAUCUAUGUUAUGAGCGUCGGGGUUCGCUGGGAGUUUGUAUCCACCCCUCUGUCAGAUGUGCAUCUUUGUUGCAUACCAGUGAGACCCAUCCAAUAUAUUAACACAAUUAAUUUUAAGUGCUUCUUUCUGGUUCACUGGGAAUCGAAACAAUUGCUGUCCCCACUCGUAGCACAUCAAAGUCAGAGCGGAUUGGUUUGGACCUCGCUACCCUUUUCACAUUCAGCUAAUGUUGGUGGAGGGAUUGUAAAUGUUUCCCAGCGUCCCUGCUGCUGUCAGGGGUAGUUCAGUGCUGCUGCUGAUGCUGACAUGGAGAGACAGAAAACACAUGCGUGUGCAAGUCUGUUCAUGCAGAUGCAAGAAUAUUCAGGGUUUUUUUCUGUUGUUGUUGUGAUUGGCUUAUUUCUUGGUCCAGCAAGUUUCAUAUCUGUACCUCCCCUCAGAACAUUUACCUAUUAAACAAAUGAUGUGCAGCAGAAUGAAAGAGUGAUGUGUGCAUGUUAUAUAGACCUCAAUGUGCCACUGAUACCAACAUGUUCUCUUCAGCGCUUUUCAGAGUAGAGCUGCAUGAUAUUAGAAAAAUACUGUUAUAAUUUUUUCUUUAUGUAAUGUAUAUUGCACCUUGCCUAAUGGGGGAUAUGUAAAAUUACUUUAACCAAAACAUGUUCAAGUAUCAUGAUGACAGUCAUCUGCAAAUCUGAGGACAUGACGCCUCUCAUAUCGACUUGCAUUCAUUUUUAUAUUAAACAAAUAAAAGCGGGGAGAGGAAACAGCGCUGUGGUGAACCGGUAGAAGAAAGAAUACAAUCAGAUAAAACACCAUUAACCCCUUACGCUUUGAUUAAUUAGUUAGUGUUAUGAAUACUUUUUAGCUUAUAUGCUUAAAGGUGUGGUUGGACACGGUUUGAAGCUGAGGAGAAAUCAAUGAACAGUGUUUCUGCUUCCUCAAGGUGGAAGUUUCUUUCACUGUUUGUAAACCAGAGGAAGUUUUGUAAUAUCUGCUUGUAAGUUGGUUCCUUCCUUUUCACUCAAGAUACGGUGAUACAGCCAGAAGAGGAGUGAAGGAAUCACCUUCAACUCCAUGGUGUGAAGGUGGAUAUUGUCAUGUUAUUGCCUUUACAAUUCCACUAUCUGUAUUUUUAAAUUAUAUUAUUUGUUUUAUAAUGACAAUAUAUAACAUUGAGUUUUUAGAGUCAGAACUGCUUUUGAUGGCAUUUUAUUUACCUAUGAUUAACAGUCAUUUUAUACUAGAUUUUGAUCCACAUUCCUGAAUUCAAGUCCGGUUUUAUGAAUUGAAAACUUUUUUAAAUUUUAACUAAUCUAGUUUGGUCUAAAACAAUCUGUAAAUAAUUGUUGGACCUUUGAGCAUUUCCCUGUGUUUCUUACAAACAGGUUAAAUUAGAAAGAGCAGGAAGAGUCACACUUGACUCUGAUUUCCAUUUUUACACUCUUGUAGAAGAUAAAGUGCUCCUCUGAAAGCUAAAUCACUACAAACAUUCAUUUGUUUCCAUUACAGCCAGGCUACCUUCCAGUCAAACAUAAUGCAUCCUUAUCCUCAGGUCUUGUGCAGUUUGUCUUCAGUGAGCUGACGUAGAGUCUGAGUUAAGGGUCCCCAUGAGAACCAUGAAGUAUGUCUCUCACGAGAGGCUACAUGUUCAUUAGGUCAAGCCUAAUGAACGGAAGUGAUGAAUGUUUUGAACUAUAGGGUAAAAACUUCAUUAACAUAUAUCACACCAAAGUUGUGCAGUUCACACUAAUUCAACUCUAUCUGGUUCUCAUUUAUUCCCGAUGAUUUGAUGUGACAGAGGUGCUAUAAAACUAGAUGAGUCAACAAACUUAAUGCGUGCUGCCCUGGGUUGUGUUUGUUGUGAUACAGUAUGUGUAGCUUUUCAUUUAGCAGCUCUGUUACCAUUUGGAAACGGUGACAGUCUUAUACUGGCACAUUAAUCAGUUAAGAUGCUCAAAAAUAUACCUUUUUUCUGCACCUCAUCAACAACCUUACACAAUCGAGACAGCUUAUUUAGAGCCGGUGUAGCAGGUGUGUGGUACAGUACGUUACAGUAAAGUAUACUUAUUUCAUCCAGCAAAACAGGCAGUGAUCAGCUGAUAUUGGGCACUUAAGACUUAAGUUUUUGGGAAUGUAACAACAAAAUUUCAGGAUAAGGGAUUUUUACAUCGGCCUCAGUUUGUUUAUUAGCCCUUUGACUCCUCUGUUGUCAGCUAUAACAGAUAUCUGUAGGUCUUCAGCUAUAUAUUCAGCAGUACAUCUUGUGGUCCCUUGAGUUCUCUCCUUUUUUUUUUUUUUUUCUUGUGGCAGUUUGCUGAGUGGCUUCAGUGCUGUCUGGCAGUGUCUACACAUCAUUUUUUGUUUAUCCGUCACAUUUUCUUGUGUCUCAUUUCUUGAAAUGGGAAAACCAAAUUGCUCCCACAUGUCAGAUUUAAAAGACACUGGAGCAUCAACAACUUCAGAAUUGCCACUAUGUGUGUCCCUUGCACCUGAAGCUGGUGUUCUUCAUUUUUACUAGAUUUGAGGUAGCCAGUCGAGCGCAAAGGAUUGUAUCAGGGGUUGGGGAUGUUGGUUUUUCAGGGCCGAAAUGACAUAAAAAUCUGCUGUCAAAAUUAAGAUUCAGGGAAUAUUAUCGACUCAAAAUCAAUCAACAUCAGCAAAAAUGAAAAGAAAAACAAGGGCUGUAAAGUCCGAGUCGACUGGUCGACUUAUUGGUCGAUACGUGCUGAGUCGACCAAAAUUUUGAUUGGUCGACUCAAUUUUUUUUUCGUGUCAAUUUAAGUCUAUGGUUAAUUUCAUCAGGAGGAACGUACCAAGUGCUAAUGGGGGAGUUUUAGGAGCACCCCCGUUUCAUAGGUAACAGCCUCCUUUGUUUCCACCAUUUUGGAUUUGCCCAACCCACCGGAGACCGGCUAGAUACAGGAAGACUGAAACGCGCCCACGUUAAUCAAUGUCUGGUGGUUUGCCGAAUAUUUAUUUUUAUUUUGAGUUUUUCAACUUGCCUUUUGUGUUUAAUUGCCUUCCUGUGCUGGUAUCAGUAUAUUUUCACCCGCUGAGCCGCGCUCCACUGAGCUGUGUCCCCCCCCCCACCACGGCAGGGUUUGCCAUCAGAGUCAGAACCCCCUCGCCCAUUAUUCGAUAUUUGGUUCAAAAUUUCAGGGCUUUAGUUGACUAAGAAUUACAGCCCUAAGAAAAACUAAAACAUUCAACAGCAUAUCCAUAUACACAACUUCACAGUUAACCAGUUACACAUACAGCACACUUAUGUCGUACUGUCAGGUGGCGUUAUCAGCCAAUCAAAUAUUUUUGUGGGCGGGGUAUUAAGUGAGAAAGUGGAGCAAAGAAAUGAUCUAAAGGGAAACACACACUGACAGCAGAGCUGCACCAGGAGAGCACUUUUUAAUUAACGACUGUUAUUGGCCGUCUUGUUAUUGGCCUUUAUAGAUAAUCAGUAAAAGGACAACAUCCUGUAUACCUCUAAAUAAUCGGCAUGCAUGAGACAAUAGCAGUAUUUUCCUUGAUAGAGAAUAUUUGAGUGGGCUGCACAAGUACAUUUACAUCCCCUUAAUAUGAUCGCUGACCUUUUAUGCAAUUUUUCUUUCUUCCAUUAUACACAACUCUUUGAUCACCAUCUAUGAUUUAGAGUGCAUACAUAUGUUCAUUGCUGAUGCAUUGAUUUGCAAGUAAAAUCUCAAGUUUAAAAAAGUAUCAGUGCUGGACUCAUGAGCUGAACCUCCAAAACAUUUGUUAUUGGGAUAAACUGAUAAUCGAGCCUAAUACUGAUGGAGAUUGUCAUGUUUCACACUUUCAGGAAUUGUGUCAAAGGCUCUUGUGUUGGCACAACAGUUUCCAGUGCGGCACAUGCUUUUAUACUGUAGCAGCAGUUGGAAUAAACGACAGCACUGAAAGCACCGUUUCUUCAGCGCACGUACGUGUUGACUAACCUUUAGGUGUUUCUGACAGAAGAGAAAAGGACCAGAGAUAAACGUGUCAUUCUGAUGUGACUGAACGUUGUCUCCUGCUUGUCAGUGUUCCCUUGCUGAGACUGUGAUGGAUCUUGUUUUGUCAUGGUUACUGUCGCUGUUGUGGUAAGGUGGCCUUUAACGUCGCCUAAAGGUCACCGACAUGAGCUGCAUGAUGCUUCACCGACCAGAGGAGUAAGACUCCAGACCAGCUGUGAGGGGCCAGGAGAUGAUAUCUCUCUUUACUGAAGCUUUUUUGACCGUACUGCUGCUGUCACUCCUUCACCAUCUGAUACGUGCGUGCAGGUCUGCGAAGUCUGAAAACAUAAAUAAUUGUAAAUGUGCUUAUUUUAAAAUGAUACACCUUCGAGCUUAAAGACUUUCCCACAACAAAGCCUCUCAUUUGUUGUGGAUUAGUAUUUUUUUCAAGACGCACAAGCGCUCGUUCUUUGUGUAAAAGCUCGACAAAGACCUGUGAUUGGGACAUAGUCAGAUGAAUAAUUUAAUUUCGGCGACUACACUUCUACACAAAUGUACACAAUCCAUCUGGUGGACAUGGGAGCCGCCAAGGGAGUGCUCUUUUUUUUUUUUGUGUAUGCAGGAUCAUUUAGUUACCAUGGUAACGUGUGUGUAAAAGCAAGUGGAUGAAGGGAUGUACCAUGUUACACAGAUUACAGAUAAGAUGGAUAAAAGUCUCUGUUUUAAACAAAUGUUUCAAAUUAAGCAACACUCUUAUUUAUUAAAUUUUUUUGGAGAUGGAAAAUAUUGAGUUUCUUAAAGGUGCAGUGCGUAGUUUAUCAGAUUUACUAGAAAGGGAUGUUAUAUUCAGAAAUAUAUCUAAAUUAGAGCAUAACCAUGUGGAGAAAAUUAUUAUUACCAUAUUUUCGGGCGAUAUGGCGCACUGGAUUAUACGGCGCAUUGUAAAUUAACGUGUCUUUGUUCACACAUAAGGUGCAACGGAUUGUAAGGCGCAUUAAGCAUUGAUUGGUUGAUUGUUGCUAGCACAUACUCUGGGCCCAGGCUCCCUUACAUGGAUGCACUUCUAGUUUAGACAUUACGGUCAGGCAGUCUUGUAGACCGCUCAGGGGUGCUGUUACAGGGCUGAGCAGGUAGUGACACAGCGUACCGUAAUGCUCCGAAUAUCCAUCGAGUGGAGUGGCUUCGUUGCUUACCAAAGUCAUACUUACACAUUUCCACAAAUUUUUGAGCACAUUGUACCACAUAAAAUUGAUCAGUAAGCACAACAAGUAAUCAUAUGUAAGGCACACUGUCAGUUUUGGAGAAAAUUUAAGGAUUUUAAGCGCACCUUAUAGUUUGAAAAAUACAGUAAUAUUAUUAACUUUGAUUUCAUUUUUUAUAUCUACAUAAGAGCAAGUUCCCUUUCAUGGAAGCAGCCGUCUUGCUUCACUAUAGUGGCGUUGGACACACAAACUGGUAACACAUGUUCAUGUUUUGGUUCAGUUAGUGACCAUGAGAAAUGUUGUGGUAGGAAAACAGGGAAAGAAGAGGAAAGUGAAAGAGGGUCAUUCAUGUUUUGCAACACCGGCGCUUUUUGUCCCCAAAGGCCACCAUCACUUCACCAACAGGAGGAGUAAGCAAGGGAGCAUUUCAGUCUAGAAUUUGACCACUAAAGUCUAAUAAUGUAAUUCCAGUCUCUGUCCACGGCUUCUCUGAGAGACAACAAUGAUAUAAUUCACAUUUUUUGUAGUGAUUCUGAACCCACGCUGAAGUUUCUCUCAGUUUCAGUCAUAUACCCUGAGUUGUUUCGGCUUUCAAUGACUUUAACUGGCUCUACUUUUCCCCCAUACGAUGUUCUACUUUCCUACUUCCUGUUUUACCUUAACAAAAGACACACACACACACACACACACACACACACACGCACACACGCACACAUGACUUGAGGCUGACCUGCUUCACCAACUGAUAAGGAUAUUUGUGUGUGUUUGUGUGUGUGUGUGUGUGUGUGUUGUCAGUUUACAGUGGCUCAGCUCCACCUUUUUAUUACACACUGAGAGAGAGAGAGAGAGAGAGAGAGAGAGAGAGAGAGAGAGAGUUUCCUGCUGGACAGAGUGAUUUAUUUCAGUCAUUACACAGAGUCUUUUAACAUUUUAGGAUGUUAAAAGAGGGACUUGAAAGGAGAAACUACAAACUAUUUAUUUACACCAACAUCAAGUCUCGGAGCUUUUUAAAAAAUCAAACGCAAAAAAUACUAAUCUACAAAGGAGUAAUGCAAAAAACACUAGUGUAGGCUCUCAGCAUUGGCUAAAUUCUCAUUUGAAACAUCAGCUUUUAUUUUCAGUUAGUGCAUCCUUGUUUUGAAUCAAUAAUUUGUCAUACUAUUAUUACUUUAACACGUUUUUUUUUCCCCUUUAUCUCAUAAUGUUAACAUUUUAUCCCAUGACGAUAAUUUACAAUCAUAACUUUUAACUUGACCUCAUUUCUAACAUUUUUCUAUUUAUGACAUUUGUUUUCUUUAAAUUACGAAAGCUUAAUUUUCUUCUGUUAACCACCAGGACAGUCAACAAGUCAGUGCUGUUAAACGAGUCCUCCCUGCAGCCAGGCAGAGAGUCAGCUGGUCUGCGAGGGGAGUGUCUCUCUGCUCUGCUGCCUCCGGCUCAAUGAUAGUCAGUCAUCUAGACGUCCAGCCUCCCACUCAGUCACUCCUCCAGUCAGUCAGUCAGUCAGUCAGUCAGUCAGUCAGUACGUCUGUGGGUGUAGAUGCAGGGCUGCUGGUCAGCUGCUCUGGACGGCUGGUAUCUCCCUGAGGAUCUCGCUCUGCAGAAUCAGCUGAGGAGCCGCUGACUGAGAGGUAAGAGGCUCUGGAGAUCAGCAGGAUGUUUGUUUGGCUAAGUUAAUUUCAGGAGCUGUUUGCUGACUUUUUUGCAGGCAUGUGACAGGCUGCAGGCAGGCAGGGGGGACAGUGUGCAGAUGUAGACACCAGAACACAUGAGAAGUUUUAAGGAGGGAAACUUCAGAGCCUUUUUUUUUUAUGCGGCUGUGAAAUUAGCUCACAUCCUUUUCUUUUCUACGAGCGAGUAACUUGCUGUGUUGUUGCAUUCAGCUGCAUCAUCCAGGCAGCUUAUUAUCUGGACUCUGAGCGUCCAGCCGAUGUAAGCUGGUCAUAAAUUUCCUCUCAUGCUGGGUCCUCUGACAGUGGAAACGCUCUGAAGGAAAGAGGGAGGCUCACUGUUAAAUCUUGUCUUAUUAGGGAUGAUAUGACUAACUCCUGUUUCAGUCAGACUGCUUGGCUCUAGUUUGAUUUAUUCUACUUUUUGGGGGGAGAAAACUUUGAAAAGCAUUGCCUGAAAUAUGGACCAACUGAUCAUACAUUAAAAACUGGGACUAGCUGAAGCCUUGAGGUGAAUUUGGCAGGUUGUCCGGGUGCUAAGACCAUUUAACCGUUUUUGUGAGAUUGAGGCCAAUUUAUUUAGAUUCUGCAAAUUUAACCUCCUUGAAUAGCUGAAGUGAAAUAGAGGAAGGAUUACGCAGGAAAAUUCAGGCAAGACACAGGGUGACGACAUCUCUCAGGACUGACUGGUGCUUCAAGGGCCAGGCUUUAAAAGUAAUUAAUUGAAAACCCUAUCUUAAAGACCCAGUCACACAAGAGUUUAAAAUGGCUUUCAGGUGUAGAGUUUGGAAAAGGAGUCAGUGGUAAGAAUGCAACCUAGAAAAAAAAAAAAAACUGUGGGAACUCAUUGUCUUGUUCUCUUAGAGAGCAAACUUGUGACUCUGUUAUGUGAUGGUCAGAAAGCUGGACAGCUCAGAGAGGUAUUGUUACUGACUAAUGGAUAUUUCUGAGUGCCUGGGGUUUAAGAUAGGGAGGCUAUUUAAAAGAAAAUUCAAGACCAACUAACUGGCUAAUCUGAAGCUAAAAAAGCACACUUAGAAAAACGUGGGAACUGAGUGCAAGUUUGUGGAUCAGAGUCUGGUCAGAUUGGCUUCUCAAUGUGACUUAUUAGCAAGCGCUAACACCACUAGCUGCUAAUCUAUUUCUAUUUUCUAGAUCUAAAUACUGACACAAUUUGUCACAGUGACAUCUCCCAUUGGUUAUUUGUGUUUUGAAGCAUAUCUAUAGCUGACGACAUAACUGGAUGCUGACUCAACCUAACUUUUGGUUGGCCUAGCAAAAGGGAAAAAGGCGGACCAGGGUGGACUAGAGUUGGGGUUUUAGCAUCCUUGCUAUCAGCUACAGUGUGCCUAUUUGGCAAUCAAGCUAACUAUGUAAAACUUAGUGUAGCCCCUAAACUGUGUUUGCAGACAUAGAAAUCCACUAUCCAUCCAUUUUCUUCCACUUUUCUGGGGCCUGAUUUCAGGGGGAGCAGUCUGAGCAAGACCUUCCAAAUUUUUCUUUCCUCAGCAACGUUUUCCAGCUCCUCCUCCAGGAUUUGGCAUUUCCAAGCCAGGUGGGAAAGUAAUCCUUACAGCAAACCCUGGGUCUACCGCAGGGUCUCCUUCCAGAUGGAGGUCUCUAAAAAACCUCCAGAUGGAGGUGUCGAAUUCAAACGCCCAAACCAUCUCAACUAACUCCUCUUGAUUCAAAAGAGCAUUGGGUAUCAUUUUAAAAAAAAAAUCAAACUGUUUUAUUUAAGCUAUUUUUUUAUGGCACAAUAAACCCUGUAUAUUAGAGGAAAGAUCACAAAGGCGUGAUUGGCAUCGCUGUCAAAACCCAAAUCUGACACCCCUGCCUUUUCCAUCAAGAAACCAUUGCUGUCUUUUCAUUCAUGGUCUCAGUUGUUUUCGUACACCGUAGAGAUGCGUCUCUUGUCUAUUUCUGUCUGUUUCAGAACUGUUGAGAAAGCUUUCCACCCAAGCUCUACGUCCUCUAACAUUAAUUUCUGAACUUACCAGGUUAAUGCUGAUUUGCAGUUUAGUGGCACUAAAGCAUUUGUGAUAGCUGCAUACUUUCCUGAGUAAAGGUCUCUAAAAUUCAGACAGAUAGACUGCAGUAAAAAAGAAGUUUCCUAUGAAUGUAACAAGUCCAGAGCCCGGUGUUUUUGUUUUAACACUCUGAAUGUGACUUGUGUGAAUUGGAAGCCUAACAGUCUGUAAUAGGUGUCUUGUGCUGUGCAGAAGAAAAACAAAUCCCACCAUCUUUGUUUAAAUAACAUUAUCUUCAAACUGGUUCGACUGCAGGGGGGAAGGGAGGAGGGGUCCGUAUAACUCAUUCAAAGUAUCAUUUGAAUCCUGAUCAUAAGUUGAACACUGUUUGAGCUGCGGUUUCCAGGAUUUGACAUUUCCUCUUUCAUAAUUUACAGCAGAGGAGCAUCUGAAGUAAAUAUUUGACUCUGACCGGCAUGCAGAAGCUCUUUAGAAAACGAAACACACACACACACACACACACACACACACACACACACACACACACACACACACACACACACACACACACACACACACACGAUGGUUUUCUUUCUUGUUGAUGUGUAUUUCCCUCUGGUCAGAAAACACAGAAGCAUGUUUUUGCUGUUUUGUUGCUCUCAGCUAAACUUGGAGGCAGCACAAAGAAUAAAACAACUCUUCUUGAUGUUAAUUUGAUCUCGGGGCUUUAAAAAUGACAUAUAUAAUUAUCAUCUCAGUGCUAAGACUGUGAAAUGACCCAUAUAAAACAGAAACUGUAAGCUUCUAUGAAAAACAAACCAGCUUUAGUAGAUCAUUUCAACAAAAAAGAGGUUUUUACUGGGAUCAAAGUGUCAGGAUUCACUCUUGGGAAAUAAUUAAAGAGAAUUUGGAUCAUACUGAACUUCGCCAGAUUAAAAAUAUAAAAUCUUUUCAAAGCAAUAAAUCAGUAAUGUAUGAGACUUCACAUUGUCAGCACUUAGUUGGUGACCGUGUCUGUUUGUGGCUGAGUUUGCCUGACAUUUGGUUUUUCAGAUUUUACUGAUGCUGUGGGCGGUGUGCUCUCUAAACCACUUCCUGCGGGUACUAAGUGUUGACGAUGAAGCCACAGAGCACAAAACCAAUAUCAGCAGCGCCAUAUCAGCAACAAGGCAGAUUUCCUCUACGCAGCAAAUUUAACCGGUUUAAAUGCAAAUCAAGUCUAAUUUCUUCUUUAAAUCCAACUAAAUCUUACAGCUGAAUUAUGUUAUUUUAAAAAUCAGUUUUAUUUUAGUGAAAUUCCAUUAUCAAGUCUAGGCCUAAAUAAUGUUAUUUUUCUCUUGGCUGUAUUUCUCUAUCAUAUAUGUGUUACAGGCCAGGAUAACUGAGUUAGAUAAGAAAGUAAGUCAUUUGAUGGUUUCGUUUAAAAACAAGCUUUGAUUCACGUUAAUAUAAGAGUUUGUAAGAGCCGUCUUCAUCAGUCAAACUGAUCAUUAUGUUAAGAGGUUGAAAAGGGCCAGAGGUCAGAUGGUUUUCGUCAGAAUCAGUUUUGGGUUUUUGGCAAUAUACAAAAAUGGAAAAAGAUCUGAGCUGACUUUGCUUCUUGUGUUCAAAAAUUACCCAUUAACCUAAAUAUUAAAAUGAAUAAAACUUAAAAUAAAAGCCUACAUCAAUUAUUGAGCUCAUAUAAAUAAACCUAAAUAAGACAAUAAAUACACCAAAACGUAAGACGAUAGACAAUGCAGUGUUGAGGCUCUAAAUCAGACUGAAAUAAUUAUUUUAUUAUGUUACAGGUACAUUUACACUGGGUUGGCAGUUUAGAAACAUCUUUAAAGUCAACAUGCUCAUCAUCAAAGUGCAGCGAUUGAAGUACAGAAGCUUCAUUUGAAAGCAAACCCAUGAGACUGUUUGACGCACUUUCUAAUUGAAUGAGAAAAAUUUAAUAAUGAAACAUAAAAUGUUUUAUUGACUUGUAAAAAAAACAAACAACUUAAAACUCUCAUGAAAAUCCUGACACUUUGAACCUUGCGUUGUUUUGGAAAGGGAAAACGAGGAGAGCCUUUAUUUUAUUGAGAAGCUGUAAAAGGUAUUUUAGUGAAUAUUAGAUUUUAAAACACUGAACGCUUCCACUUACUGUUCUCUCUUGUUACAUAACAUGACAACACCCAGUCAUUUUCCUUUAAGGACUCAGCAGACUGUUCAGGAUGUGGUGGCUCGACAGCUGAUCUUAGUGUGUUUUAGUGUCCUGAGGCAACAAGGUGGACUACAAAUUCAAUCAGCUGACUGAUCCCAUGACCCCAAGCAGUUUAAGCAUUAACCCUGAGUGGACUCAAAACAAUAGCUGAAAACAAAGAAACUGAGUGUUUAGAACAAAACUGAAGCAGAUGUCAGUACCAAACAAAAUAAUGAUUGAUUUUGACUUCUCAAACACAGAUGUUACUGGUUUCAGUAAUAUUGAUCACACUUCUGGAAUAGUGCUUUCACUAAAGUUACUCUCUGUUAUCACCAAAUCUGAAUAAAAGUUGUUUCUAUCAGCACAGAAAAGCCUGGAGAACUGCCCUAAUGCAAAGUCUUUUUUUUUUUUUUUUACUUUAUUGUUGGCUGAAAUGAGGCUUCCUCCUUACUGACAGUAAAGCUGUCUUCAAGAGCACCUGAAUUUCACCUGGAGUUUACCACAUUAUCACUCUGAGCACCUGACAACAGCUCUCUUUGUGUGACUUAAGUUAUUUUCUACUGUAAUGACACAAAUAGUGUUUUCAGUCUCAUCUAAUGGUGGCUGUUAUCAAGCUUUGAAAAACCAUUACAAACAAAAAGAGUACAUGCAAUAGAUAUGAAUUACAUAUAAGUGUGAUUUAAAGAGGCAAUGAUUGGGUUGACUUUGUACAAAUGGAAUAACAAUAGCAAAGUUGAGGCACCAAAAUAGCUGGUCUUGUUGCUACUUGCCUCUGUUUUUUGACCACCUAAAAACCCCUGACAAGGUUGCUGAUGAGUUUGCCAAAGGGAUACCUGAUACCAGACUGUAUAGCCUUGUGCAAAGUGUGCUCGCUAAACAAAACUAAAGAGAGAACGACAGUCUCAGGAAGGCAAACAGACAAACCUAGCAGUGUUUGGAGUUCCUGGUCUCCACUAAGAAUUUUGUACCUUUUUUUUAAUCCCUUCAUCUUGCCCUUGCUAAACUCCUAAAUCUUUUGCAAAAUUAGGAGUGGGUAACCAUAUUUUUCACAACAGCUCACUUUGGCUUGGCUGCCUUCAGGUGGACCAUAUAAUUUAAACUGAGAGUAUGUACGUUUCUUCAUAAUAUAAGAGUAAAGACUGCUGAAAACUCUCUAAUUGACCAAGAUUUUAAAGCAAUACAAUCCCUUACUCUAGUCUAAUUACUUCAUCUGCACUCAUCUACACAUAAGGGCUGAUGACUGAACAGAUUGUGUUUACACUACUGCUGAUAAAACCUGUGACAUUACCGUCUCAACCAAUAUGUUCUGCUGAUUCCAGCCUGUGGUUGUUGAAACACCGCAGUAAUCCAGCUCACACUGUGUCCUAUUCACUCAAAUAUUUACAUUUGCUUACUGCCUCCUUUUGCUUUGUGCAUUGUUUACAAAAAAACAACUUAAAAGUACGUUAUAAUAAUAAAAGCUCAAAUUUGAAUCGUUAAACUGACUGUAAUUUUGGGGAAAACCAAUAGUGAACCCCUCGGCUGACAUGACAUUCAUAGAAAGACAGAGCAGGCAGUUACAGUAACUGUCGGACUAUUUCAAGUGCCCCACCCGAACUCUGUUAAAUCCAGCCACAUGAAACCAGAUCAAAUCCAAUCUGAGCACUGUUACUGAGGAAUUCAACUAAAUGUGUAGAGACACAGGUCAGCAUUGUGCUGAAAUCCACAGGUCUCAUGAUUCUAAUCGACGAGAUGAUUUUAAUUUGAUGUGGUUAACUUUAAUAGCUGUGGAUACAACAAACCUCAAUACAACAACUUUGUGCAGCCAGUAUGGGAUGCUUGUGGUAUCAAGGUGUAAGUAAGCAGUGUUUCCUCAUAACAGACUUUUGUGAGCCAUGAAAACAACCCACAAAGCUUUGCCUUUAUUCAGACUAAUGAAACUGUGCUUGCAUGUUUUUUCUUAAGGAGGAUUGAAUCUCUGGUUAUCAUAGAGAAUGAGAAAUGAACAAGUUUUUGUGCUCUAUAACAUAGGUGCCUCUCACAUCCACCAAGACAGUGGGAAGAGUUUCAGGAUGCGGGGGCAUGGCAUCGAAAACCCACUGCAACUUUAGGGAACUACAAAGGGAGCAAGAGGAACACCAGCUUCACAUGCUAUUAGACCUGGGUGAUUGAUUGAAUUUCAAUUUUGAUCACCGUUAUGGUUCCUAGGGCUGUGCGAUAAACCAAAAAUUUACAGAUACCGAAAUUUACGACAAUACCUGACGUAAUUUUGCCCAUAAUGGUAUAUAUUUGAUGUCAAAAAAAUAAAUCAAUAAAAGUUGGUUUUGGAUGUGUGUAGGUAGGCUAUGGUCACGUGUCCCUUUAAGAUGCUGUCCUACAUCAUAGACAUGACUCCAGUCCAUCCAGUCCGUAACAAAGAGGGAAAGACAGGUGAGGAGAUGGAGGACGGUUCAAAAGUUGUAGCGGCUGGAGUAGAAGAAGUUAAUGUGGGAGGGGGUGAGCAGCUUGUGGAGUAGUUAUCCUCCACAUCGAGGUGAACUGCUCAAUAUAUUUUGAUAUUGAUUUAAGGGCAUAUCGCCCAGCCCUAAUGGCUCCCCGCAAACAUAAAAAUGUGAUAAUCUAGAUAUUGUGCUGCCUGCUUUGUUGCCCCGUUACGUCCUCUGCAUUAAAAGAAGGCAGCUACAGGCUGAGAGGGGAGAGCAGGGAGAGGAGGUGGAGGAUAGUGUUUGUAUUCCUAUGUCUGAAAAGCCAAAGGACAGGAUGAGCACAACUAGAGAGUGAUGUCAAGUGUGCACGAGCGCUAUCAAGCCCAACAGACAUUUUUUAAAGUACAUUUUUGUUCAGUCUGCAGCCUGUGAUCAAAUGUAAGCAGUAAAAGAUCUCAAGUCAUCCAGUUUUUAUGAAACAGUAUGAAAAAUCAUUUUAUUACAAGUGGAAUCUGACGUUUAAUUUUAGUGAGUUAUCAAAACUAAGUCAAAGCUCUUCGAGUAAAGUGCAGAAUUGUUGCACGGUCCUUUUCAUUUUUUUAAUUUUUACAGAGGACUUUGACAAGGUGUGCACUGCAGAUGUGAAAUCUUUGGUUAUUGCUUUUAAUAAUCCUGAUAUCAAUACCAAUCAAAAGAUAAUGAUUAGGAUUCAAGCCACAUUCAAGCCGCCCUACAUUUUAAAUAUUCAUCUCAAACCAUCUUGAAGAUACUUUCUUAUUAUCACUUUGUUAUUUCUCUGGUAAUCCUUGGUUUUUGUAUAAUUCAUUGUUGGGCUUUUACUUCAUGUGAAGCACUUUAUGCAACACACAAAAAUAAAUAAAUAAAUAAAUAAAUAAAUAAAUAAUAAACUCUUUAAAAUUAUUGUUAUUUCUGCUUUCACCAACCUACAAGUGUUUGCACUUUAUCAUAACCAUUGCACCUGAACCCCUAGUCAUCCUCCUCUGCCUCCCAGUAUUCCCCACUUCCAUGUUGACCUUUAAAUCCAGCUGAGUUCACUCUCUGUACAGAUGUUUCCCACCUCCUGCUGUAGGAUUAAGAGGGAAUAGAGGAAGCCAUGUUGGGGCUCACAGAGGGAUGGAUAAAUACUCCCAGAUCCACCUGAGUGUGUCACAUUCUGUCGACAUGAUCUGGUUUUAGUCCUUUAAAAACCACUUUAACGUACCAGAUUUGUGGAUAAACUUACCUGUUAGCAUGUUUAAGAGACCAGUCAUUCAUGUUGUUAAAAUAGCCAUGGGUGAUGGUAGUAAUUACAGUUUUUGUGAGGAGAAGUGAUCCACAGCUGGCCUCCCAGCUGCUGUGCGGAUUCACUUCAUUGAUCUUUCAGCCGUCUGGCUCAGAUGUCCUUCUCGGUUUUGUUAAGUGGGUCUGAAAUGCUGAAAGGUUUCAGACAAUCACAGCGGGUAACCCUGGAGGACAUCUGAACAAAUUGGAUCAUCAAGGGUCAAUCCUCAUCCAUGUUAGCGGUUAUUGAUCGUUCUCUCUGGAGAAUAGAUUGGUUAAAGGGAAUAAAGGCUAAGAGUCUGCAGAAGAGAUGGAAAACAAAUCAGACGUCUGGUGAUCUGUUUGAUGCAGGAGUCAAAUAGAAACGCCUCUGAUGAGCGUCUGCUGACAUUUUAUAAAUAUUGGAUAUAAACUUACAAAGGGUCUUUCUAAAGGUUGAAAAUCCAAAGAAAUACAAUAGAAAAGUUCAUUUUUCUUUGCACUGACCAUAUCUGUCAUCAUCAAGAUAGGGAGAAAAACUGACUUAUUUAAUUUAAUUUAGGUAUCAGUCUGUGAAUAAAUACAUCAUAAUAGCAGUAGUGCAAAUAAAAGCAAACUUUUCCCUUUUCAGUCCCGUAGAUCACUUUUGGGUUUGACAGUUGAAGGUGAUCAUGGUAGAGCUGCACAAUUAUGGCUCAAGUGAUAAUGACGACUGUCUUGAUUAGUAUUGUAAUCACGCUGAUUCAUUUAUUUUAGUCACACUUUUAACUUUUGUUGAUUUAAAAAACAAUAAUCCUGCAUCUCACUGAGCAAUGAAAGUCAUUAAAGCUUUACUAAAUAAGACCUUUUUACUGGUUUGGACAUUUAUAACGUUGAACACAGGACUUUUACUUGUCGUGAUAUCUUCAUCGUGUGGCAUUGAAAAAUAAAUUCUUAUUUUAUUAUUUCUUCAAUGAUUCUAAUCCCAAAGUUUUUAACUCUGUACAUUUGUCAUACAAGGCUGGUCAGAUAAAAUAACAUUCUCCAUUGUUUUAAUAGUUCAUGGUUUAUAGAUGUGUCUCCUUUAAUUUUUUUAUAUUUUCAUUUCUGCAAGUGACAUUUGCUACAGCGCUGUAUACAUUUUUCUAAAGCUCUUUAAAAUUUCUGUUUGUGUUGAGUUUGGCGCCCCCUGUGGCUAAAUACUCUCUUUGUUAAAUCUUGUCCCGUACAUUCAAAGGUAGUAUUUUCUGACUAAAAAAAAGACAAUAAUUAAGUUGUCUUCAAGCAAAACACAGAAAUACUUACAGGGAAGUGUUUUAGUCUCUUCUUAGAGUGCUGUCAGUUUUUCAGGCUGACACCUACCCAGUUAUUCGAAAUCACAAUAUUUGAAGUUGUCAGUCUUGCUGCUGGUGGUCUUGUGCUUUUGAGAUCAUAAAAAGGCAUCAGUAUUUGUAGAUUCACAAGCAGCUAAAAUCUCCUCACAGAAGCUUCGUAGGAUUAUAAGAUCAAUUUACUUCAUUGUGUCCUAAUAAAAAGGUAAAAACAUCCACUCUAUUCAAACUUCGGACAGGCUGAUAGUUAUUAUUAUUUUGACUGAUUUUGGAUGAGCUUCAGCUACCUCAGCAACUUAACAUACCGUGAUUUGAGCGUCGAAAACAUCUCACUUCUCAUCGGGGAACUACUUAAAACAGCAGCGAAGGCUUUGAGUGAGAAGAGGGAGAUUAAUCCCGUUGGUGUUAAUCAAUAAUUAACACGGCAAAGGCCAAGCAGCAUCACCCUGCUGCUUUCAGUGGAGGUGAGGGACCUUCAAAAACAUUUGUGCUCAGCUUUUCUCUCCGCGUUUCAUGUCAAAACUUGUGUUGUUGGAUUGAGAAACUUCAAUGGAGGACUUUUUAAAGUCGAAACCAUCUUGGGGACUUCCGGUUGAACUUGUGACAGCCAAGAUGUUGCUGUGCUUUUUAUCUCGAGAAGAAAUGUAUUCUUGCUCAAAGCCUUCAGUCUGGUGGGGAUACUUUGAAUUUAGAAACCUUUGAAUGAAUAAAUGAAAAAAGAAUCAAUUAUUGAUUGGUUUAAUCAAAGGCUCGUUUUACAUUAUUUAUAGGGAUGGAGGUGAGACAGAACUGCCUUGUUUUGUUGUGAAGAUGUUAAGGAUUAGGGAUCAGGAUUUCUGCCUCAGUAUUUAUGAGGAGAGGAGGAUAAUUCAGGUCUUUUAUUUCACCUUGUAGCCAGAUAGAUGUAUAUGAGAAUAUCAUCUAAUAAUGGACUCUUAUGCAUGCAUAUUUGCUGCAUAAUUCUGGGGGUCACGACAUUUGUUUACUCUUGCUCUGUUUAGUUUUAAACGCUCUGUGUGUCAUAAAUCUGUGUGUGUUUAGAGCAGCGCUGCACUGAAUGGUGGAAGUUACACUCAGGAUCUGUCAGGUGGAUUUAUGCUCCUCUGUUGGACUGCUGAUUCCUCUGGUGUUGUGAAUGAUUUAUAUGGCGCUCUAGAGUUGUAUUUAACCUGUUGAUUGUAAAACACAAGAUGGAGGUGUUGUACGUUUCCAGGACUUGUCAUGAAUCAAUUUUGUUGCUGAAGCUCUGUGACAGAGAAGUUUGACAAGAUUGGACAAGGAUGGCCUUUUGGUGUUUUUAUUAGUUUAUAAGGUAACUGAGUCUUUUUUAUAUAACCUAAUCUAAAAAUUAGGCAGCAAAGGAAUUGAACUGACAAAAAAUGAAUUCAAUUUUUCUUAAUUUAUGUCACAGCCUUCGUAAUGUAACAUCUCUUUGACUCAUUUAUUGAAUUAUAUCAUGGUACAGUUGUGUGACUUGCUUAAAGCAGCGAAUAGACACCAUCCCACUUUGACAGAUGUGCACUUGCAUCACUUUUAUUGUGAGCAUGUUGCAAACGUUUGCCAGCAACACAAAGGUCCUCAUUAUAUUCCCAUCAACUUCAUAAUAAUAAAAUUAUAAUAAUACAUUUUAUUUGAAGCGCCUUUCACGUCGCUCAAGGACACUUUACAGAACAUAUAAAACAAUAAUAAAACAUUAUUAACAAUUAAAAUCAUUGAUCAUCAAAACUGUUAAAAUCAACAAAGCAACAUUAAAACAUUUGACAUAAACAACAGCAAAGGAAUAAAUAAAGAAAUAAAUAAUACCAAUUAAAAUUAAAUUAAAAAAGUGAGUUAGGGGUGGUGGGAUGGAUAGGGCAGUUUAAACAGGUGUUCAUGUGCUUUUCCAGUUUAUAAGCAAAUAUUAAAGGGAUAUUUCAGUAUUUUUAAAGUGAGUUUGCACAUGUUGAUGAGAAAGUGCCAGCAGGUGCAGCAUGCAAAGGAUGAUACCGUUUUCAGCAGAUGUUAACAUUUAGCUCAAGCAUCACAGAGCUGAGGUUUACCCACCCAGCAAAGCCAGUGUGACUCACUCAGUUUGUUCUUUGGUCAUGUGUUUAUUUGAAUAAUACUCUUCACAUGGGUUUAGUGUCUUGUCAUUUGUAAAUUACCUGCUGGCGUCCCUGUUUGGUGUGGCACAUUUACACAAGGCAAGUGAAGUCAGUAAGAAUGUAAUUUUUUGUUUCAGUUGCCGAGGUGCUGUUUGGCAUCCACUUUGUCUGUGGGGGCAGCAUCACUCUACAGUAUUCAGCCAGCAAGAAAUCCACAAAGUGAAGACUAAGUCCACAUCUCGUAAACAUCCACUAAGAAUUUGCAUGAAAACCUUUAGGGCACAUAAAACGCUUAUGUCAUACAAUAGAUGUUGAUAUGGAAGAGUCUGCCUGUGUGAUUAAAUGGUUAACAAGUGAUCUGAAUGUCUCUGGUGUGCAUCUUUGGUAUGCGGAGUUAAUAACUGCUGUCAGAGGGUUUUGACCAAUCAGAAUGAUUUUAUACCAAAAUGGCGACAUGGUGCGCCUCAGGUAUUACAGGCAAUCUUACCUUGAUGUGCAUAUGUACAUGCACAUCUUAGUUUGCUCUUCCUGCAAACAGUUCUGCUUAUUGUUGUAGCAAAGUGAUCUGGUUGAAUUUGCACCCAAAAAGGCUGUGAAAAGCUUGGUGCACAAGGUCCAAUGCAGCAUUCAGCAAUUUGACCUACCAGUUACAGACAUAGUUGAUGCAUGCAGGAUUAAAAACACAAAUAUCAACAGCAUAAAUUACUAAAGGUUCACAUGUUAUUCUAAUUCAGUGUAAGUAGGGUUUAAGGCUGCAAACUGAACAUUUGAACGCACACCCAGAACAGGAUGUUGAUAAUUUGAUGCCUCUUUGGUUAGUGAGAUGAUAAAAACACAGAUAAGCAUGUUGUGUCAUAUGUGAUGUUUCAGAUGUGAAAGUUCUUUGUGGUCAAAAACAGCUUCAGAUCCUUUUUCUUCACAGUGUUUCUGGUUCAACUAAUAAAUACAACUUAAAGUCUUGCAUUGCAGGUAAAACUUCAUUUUUUCUGCGGCAGUGCACUGUAUCACUGUGCCAUGCUUUCAGGCCAGUCUUUAAUAGUAAUGAUUAACAUCUGUUUGAUGUUAUCGUGGACACAUUUUGUCAUGUUUCACAACAAACACCUACAGGAGCCCUGAUUUGAAACCCAAAACUGUGCAACUUUAUUAAUCUGCAAAGCUGCAGUCCGCGCCUUGGAGUUUGAGUGACAGAAGUGACGGCUGUUUUUAUCUUGCUGAUGUUGGUGAAAACAGAGGGAGGAGCCAAACACAACUUCCCGAUAGAUACUCUGACAAGCGACACUGACGGUUUGUCCUCGUAUAAACUCGUGUCUGUGCAGCUGGACUGGCCUGUUUCAGACUGUCGAACCCUUUUAUCCUCUCUUUCUGUAUGUUUUUUUCUCUUCUGUUUGCUGUCGCCUAUUAUCGCUGAUGGCUCAUACAUUUUUAAUGUCUCCAUUGGUGUGUUUUAUCAUUUUGUUCUCACUUGCUGUUGAAAAGGAAGGUUUAGCGCACACCAGGGAAAAUGUCUCCUUCCCCAAUCUGAAUGCACCAAAUCUUUGAAACAUUUUUUGCGAGGGGUGUUUAGCAUUUAUCUCUCUAUGUGUGAACUCCUCAUUUACCUCUUUUUCCUCAAGCCAAGACAUUAUGAGGAUCACCGUACAGCCUCCUGCUGCUGUGUGUGAAUAUGGGCAGGCAAAGUCUAAGAAAUUUGUCUCAGUUUAAGGAGAAACAGUUCAACAAACUACAAACUCUGACAAUUUUGUAAAUUAACUACUUAAACUUUUUUUUUAUUCAAUAUUCACCAUAGACUGUAUAUAGAAUGGACAGAGUCUGCCUCCUCGCUGGGUGAAGCCACUCGGAGAACAGCACCUUCUGAGAUUGACCCAGUAAAUAAAUGAUAUGUUGAAUGGAUUACUUGUUUGUAAAUUGAGCCAGAGUCAGUCUUUAAAUUCUUGAAUAAGUUCACCAACAUUUGUAAUAAACUCCACUUCCCUAUUGUUUCUCUUAGUUCCACUUUGUCCCAUCCCUCAGCUGACUGAGCUGCUGUUAAUGUUUCCCCCUCUGGGGAUCCUACAAACAUUCCUAGUUUUCUACCAGCGUUGUUCGGUGAACAAGGUCCCUCUUUUUGGUUCACUCCCACCGGCAGUAAUUCUUUAUCAGUUAAUCUAGUCAUUAGUAGUGAAGUAAAAUCCAGCUCCACAUAGUGACUUUAAUCACUUGGCUCAGCUCAGCUGUUAGAGCUCAGUUUCAUUCAUAUCAGAGCCAAACUCUGCAAAUGUGUAAUUUGGGAAUUAUAGUUCUUCAAAACACAAAAUCUCUUGCCAACUUCUCUCUACUGUUGUAAUGAAGAAGCCUUGAAUUAGGGAUGCAUUGAUUCAGUUUUUAAGUCUCAACCUGAUACUGAUGCCUGGGCUUUGGGCAUUCAUAUAUCAUGUAUAUAUAUCCAUCUAGAGUAUCAUUAAAUGUGACAACAGGCAAAACCAGAGCCUCAGAACUGCACCAUCUUUUCUCUCCAUCCAUGGAUCUUAUUUGUGCUUUCUAUGGUUGGGUCUCUGCAGUGAUAUCCAUUUUCCUGACAGCAGUUUCUAGCUCUUCUUUAGGGACUGUGAUGAGUUCCCAGGCCACAUGAGGUUGAUAAGCCCUCCAGCAGGUUCUGGGUUUUCAUGGUGGACACUUUUGGAAAACUCCCAAAAUAAGUGAGGAUGCAUGGUAUGGGACAAGAAUAUUUUUAAACCCAUUGAAACCAUUACUGAUAUCAGUAUUGUUCACUCAUCUUUAAAAAUUUGGCCAAUGUAGAAGUGCUGAAAACUUCCAGUUCCUGAGGACCCGACGAACUGAAGUUCUGUCUUAACUUUAGUCCGGUUCAUAGACAGCUCCCCUCAGAUUCUGAUGUAGAGUGACGUUGUUGUGGGGCGAUCACAGCUGCUGGUUAAUCACUGUUACUCCCUCUAACAAACUACAGUGUAUAACGUGCUUCCUCUCAGCUGAGUCAAUUAGAGUCUUAUGAUCCUUGCUCUAAAUAUACCACACUUAGCUACAGGGCGAACAGGCCCCCGACUACAGCUCACCAGAGACAUGAACAUUCAUUACAGCUGCAUUCCUCUGCUUUUUAGGUCUUCUGAUCCGGGCUGAUGCUCUGGACGACUCAGGUGACUAGAAUGAGUGGAUGCUUUUCCUGAAGAACUGUCUCUGAUUUAGUUGAAAGUUGAUCUUCUGUUCUGGUUUAGCAUCUUUGUCAAUGUUGACUUUUUUUGGCACAUUUUCGAAGAGUGUGAGUUUCAGGAUUUUGAUUAUGGAGUUAAUAGGAACUUUACUCUUGUAUAUAAAAUUGUGUCCGGGUUGAAAUGCUCCUCUGGUUGCAUACAAACACUGACUCUUUCUUUGUUUACUUCUGAAUGAAAGGCCAAUAUGUUUAAAAAGCCAAGCCAAACACAUUGUUAUCAUGGAGGACUGCAACAUGUCAUUUGCUCAUCUGCACUGUAUUCCAUUCAGUACUCUCUAGGUUGACACUAGUCAAUGCUGAUUAUUCACCAACAAGUUAAACCAAAGUUUCCAUAAUUCAGUCUCUUGUUUUGGCUUUGUUUUAAAUCAAUUACAUUCCUGCAGAAUGAGCAGCUGGUGAAUACACAGCAGCCUCACCUUUGUUUGCUAACUGUACCUGCAUGCAGUCAAUCUCUUCAGCAGAGAGAGAAGACCUGGACACGAACGUUCAUCUGUGAAUCUUUACACACCGGAGUGUAUCUCACAAAUGUAAUGCCAUCUGAUUAAGUGUAAUAUUAUUAUUCCAAUCAAUUUAAAUUCUUGUACCAGGCAAACAUUUAUCAAUGAUCCUGAAGCUUCAUAGCAAACCUCAGGGAGCUUUAGGGAAGCUGUUUUCAGAAGUGUAACAAAUAAAGGUCUUUCUAUACUCUCUUCUAGUGCUGGGCGAUAUGGAAAAAAAUGUAUAUCACGAUAUGGAUCAUUUUAUAUCACGAUAACGAUAUAUAUCACGAUAUAGCUAUGGUAUGCUUUCAGUUCUAUGAAAAAUUAAAGUGUAUACAGCUGCCCUAGUACAGUGCCAGUACAAGACCAGCGCUUAAAACUAGAAAAAUGAAUGGCUGAAGUGCGUUCAUGUCUGUGCUCACCCAAAGUUAUGCAACACUCACAGAAAACGCCGAUAGUGUGAGCCAAAGCACUCCAUAAUAAUAAUAAUAAUAAAUUUAAUUUGUAAUGCACUUUACAUUUACAAAAAAUCUCAAAGUGCUACAGUACACAGUAAAAAAAGAGCAGCAACAAUAAAAAAAGCAAUAGAAUGACAGUCACAGAUUGGCAUAAAAAAAGGCAUAAACGAAUAAAAAAAAUUAAGAAUAUAGAGUUGCAAUGUAAGAGGCAAGGUAGUAAAAGCAUAAAGCAUAGAGGAAAGCUAACCAAAGGCUUUAUUAAAAAGGUAAGUCUAUGGGGCUCUUCUGAAGAGGUUGUUCACACUGCUGGAUGUUUCUCCUCCAAAGCUGCUCUCUGCCUCUAUCAUUGUUUACUUUACUCUUGAAGCACGUAGCAAGAUCCGAGCAUGAAUCCGAGCGCUUUAUUCGCCUAUCAGGGGCAGACAGGUAAGGUGAUUUGAUUCGCCACGACUCCAGAAAUGAUUGAAAAACUACAGAAUGUCACAAAAUUACGUUUCCCCGCCCCUGGCUCGAAGUUGUAGAAAUGCGCAGCCGCGCUCCCAGCUGACAGGAAGUCAAACCACUGUUGUAGUUCUUUUGUGUUGCUAGCGCGGUCAAGAGUGUUGGCUCUCACUGAGACAUGACUACAAAAAUGGACGCACCUGUUCAUCUGGUUGUUUAACACGGCUGAAAAUUAUCAUCUAUUAAUGUUGUUCCCGCUCCUGCCCACUCCCGUUGCUUUUUUUCCCGUCCCGUCCCGAUCAAGGGAUUAAUAAAAAAAUGACUCCCAUCCCGUGGGAUUCCCGCGGGAAUCACGUGACCCACGGGAAUUCCCGACAAACGUCAUCCUCUACAGGGAAGGUCCCGGAGCAGAUGAAACAGGUGCCGGAGCGGCUGAAAUAGGUCCCGUAUCCGAUCAAAAGAGGUCCCGGAGCGCGCUCCGACUUGCUCCGGCACAAAUUAAGCACUGCUUACAAUGAUUUCCUCACGUGUGUAACCCAGGUAACCCGCAACGGCGGGAGACGCUGGACACGAAGAGGGCACGUAAAGCGGCGCCUUGUCGUAAAAUCGAAAGAGAAAUGCGAGCCUACAUGUCAACGCAUCCUUUUCUUUGUAAGAAAAUAUUGUUUUCUUUCCCGUUCGACACUUAAUACACUUACUGAAUGUGCAAUUAUUGUUGUUGUUACUAUGAAUCAUCUGAUGGCACAAGCCCUAUGGAUAAAAUACAGCCUAUCGUCCGAAACGAUAAAAAUAAAAAUGGCACGAUAGACAUUUUCUAUCGUGCCCACGAUAUAUAUCGUCCUAUCGCCCAGCACUACUCUCUUCUGUUAAAAACAGCACUGUAACAUAGUGGAAAGGCCAUGCUCUGUAACAGCUUUGACGCAGCAAUAGUUUGGGGUAAAAUUAAUAGGCCACAACGGAGCCCCAGUUAACUUUUUUCUUGAAGUUGUAUUUGGUCUAUUUUGAAAUGUCCUCUAAUGUUGGCAUAAGUGGUGGGAGAAAAAACUGAUUCAUAUAAGAAUCGCAAUAUUUUGUGUUACAAUUUUUAAAUCUUUUUUUUUUUUUUUAAUUUAAGAAUAUAUCUUAAAAAGUGACUUACAUGUGAUGUGUAUUUUUUGGCAAAAUAUGGUUGCUGGAAUAGUCAGUAGACAAUCAUAAUCAUUCAACUGUUUCACUGGUGAAAAAUCAACAAUCUCGUAGAAUCGCAAUUAAAUCGAAUCGGCAUCCAAAAAAUCGUAGAAGAAUUGAAUUGGGAGAAAAGCAUAUCGUCCCAGCACUAGUUUAAGUUUUUUUUAAGUUUUAAGGGAAAAAUCUUCGGUCUUUUUUCUUAUUUAUUUAUCUAACCUCAUUACUGACCCUAACGCUCUCCAGCAACAAGAAUUACAUACAUUAGUACCAAUUUUGGCCAAGAAGUUUGUUGCUUUUACAACAUCCAAGUCUUAACUUCCACAUAUAGCUAAAUUAAUUUUACAGGGAUUCUUGAGAGUCGGGACAAAACACUUCCUAAAAAACUUUUUUUGAGAAUGCACACUAUAUUGAUUAGAGUUAUUUAUUACUGUAGAGAAAGGUCUUAGCUAUUUAACCCCGUAAAGGAACAGGCUCUAAAUAAAAACAUUUUUUCUAUAAAUUAACAUGUUUCCCUUAGACAGUGGAUUUGUGUCAACUCCAUCAGACACACAAAAAAGAAUAUAAUUUUAAUAAUUCUAGUCCAACAAGAAUCUAAAGUUCUGAUGUAUGUUGUAAUAGUGUUUAGUUACUCUGAUAUGCCAUGAAAUAUAAUAUAUAAACCUAAUGUGUGAUUUCACACUAUUUUGAAAACCAAGAUUUCUAAAUAGUUGCAUUUUCAAACUUUGUUUUUAAUUUUUAUAUUAUAAAAACAAUUUCUGUAAGUAAAUAAGACACAAGAGGAUGUAGAGCCAAUGCUCCUUUAUUACUUAAACAAUAUAAACUGAAGAAACAAAUUUUUUUUUCUCCAAAAUUGAAGAAAAACAUACAUCUGACGGUGUUGACGAACACCUGACGGAGUUGACGAGAAACUGACGGAGUUGGUGACAUUGCAUAUGUUAUUGAACAAAUGUGUUUUUAAACCGAUUGACAAUAGGUCAAUAGGUGAAAAUAGAUUAAGAACUAAUAACUCCUUGUUUUCAUACUGAACAUACCGUUAAUGCAAUUAACCACCGCGCCGACAAGGCGUUUCCAAGCACAUUUUCGUAUUUUGGUGAGUUGUGCAGCCCGGCAUAAGUAUCCCCCCUCCCCUAACUCAGCUCCUUCCAGCGGCGUAGGUCAUAGGGAGGGAGGAGAGAGGGCGUUGAGUGGGUUUAACACAGCCGAGACCUGUAUUGACCAAUAACAUCAGCUCUUCUCGCCUUUGAAUCCGCCACUAGCGAGGCGUAUUACCAAUUUCGUGAAGUAGUCAAAGAGAUCAAGAGAUGUCUGAAGACAGCAAUGCCACACGAUGGCGACAAAAGGCAGCUCCUCAACAAGUGUCACUGUAAGCGCUGCAUUGGGCGUCCUCCGCACUGUCUCAUAUAAGCACAGAUGGAUUUGGUGUGUGUAAUGUUGGACCCACUGGUAAGACAAACACCCUUUUCCACAAAUAAAGACAAUCACAUUAAAUUGCAUAUAUUUAAACCUCACGUGACAAAGGUGGGUUGUGCGCAAAGGUCACAACAUAAAUUCCAAUAAUGGCAUUAAAAUCGGAACCAUCUGUGUGUAAAUCGCGCUCCGUGGCCUGGCUCUUUCUUUCAUAGAUGUUGGCAUAUAAAAUAAAUUUGGCUCACAAAACUGAUUAUUAUAAUAUUUGUAUGUAGGCUUAAAGUAAAAAACUCAUCUGAUCACUGGAACAAAUCAUCUGUUCAGCUGCCGCAGCAGCAGCUGCAGCAGGACGGGUAGAGGACACGGAGACAUGUCCAGGUUGAGCUGCGUGAGAAAUAAGAGGAAGAGGAAGCUAGAAAUGGAGUUGACGUAAGGGCAUGUAUUUUCCCUCCAAAACAUUUAUUGUACAGUGCAGCUAGCUACUUUUUUGGCAGUUGCUAGCUGUCCUGAUAAUAUCACCAAAAUACUUUAAUUGAACUCACUAUGGUUUAAAAAAAUGUAUAAUAAUGGAGAGACGGUGUUGACAUGGUCCAGCUGUGACCAUACAAAUAUUGAGAUUGUUUGUCUAAAAUAUCAAAAACUGUAAAACCUACCAGACCAUGUGUGGUGGUGUUGCAUUCACCAGAAGCAGGAAAUGAUAAGGGGUCCUCAGGGAUAUAGCUGACCAUGAUAUUGCAUGAUUUAAUGAGGUUUAUAGAAUAAUCUGAUGGAGUUGACAGAAACUUAGGACACAACUUUGAUAGGCAGAUUUUUAGGCAAAAAGCUAUUUGAUGUUCAGGCCAUUCAUUGUUAAUAUAUUUAUAGCCCUGAAUUUUUAUUUGAUGUAUAUGUUUUCACAGUUAUAGAGUUUUUUAAAGUUUUUUGGGGCUGGUCAAUAUUGUGACCUCUUGCUGAGGACACAAGCAAUAACAUGGACCUUCUAACCACAGAUGUUUCAUUUAAACAAAUAUCCCCCAAAAAAGUAAAUAUCUGUGCUAAAAAAUAGGAUUGGUAUACACAAAUCCAUUAGAUUUAACUUUUUGAGUAUGUCAAACAUUUAGAAUUUCUUAAUUGUUUUGAAUAAAUUAGACUUUUCUAUGUAGGACAUGUUUUGUCCCGACUCUCAAGAAUGGGUGUUUAUAAUUUUGGUGUGAUGUGUUUCUCCUUAAAUGUCUGAUCCAUGAGUUUUUUUUUUGGGCUCUUGCAUUCUCAGACAUAAAAAAAUGCAGACUCUAUUUCCAACCCCGACUCAACGCUCCCACACACACAAUAACAAUUUUCCCAGAAAGUCAUGCUGUGGUCAGGGCGACCCCUUGACCACACUCCCAUCACUCAGAAGUGGGUAGAAUAACACACAGACACAUCAACUCCUCUCUACGUGUAAAUGCAUUAGCUUUUAGUCUGACUCUUUCUCUCUCAGACUGAAGUGAACGUUUGUUUCUUCAGCUGAAGUACUACUCACAGUCUCACAGCCCAAACAGUUUUUUUUUUCUAUGUGUGUUUGUCUUAACGUAUGUCUCUGUCUGUUCCAGGUUUAUUGCAGUCAUCAUUAUGACUGAUGGGGAUUAUGACUACCUUAUAAAGCUCCUCGCCCUGGGGGACUCCGGAGUGGGGAAGACCACCUUCCUGUACCGAUACACAGACAACAAGUUCAACCCCAAAUUCAUCACCACAGUCGGCAUCGACUUCAGGGAAAAGAGAGUGGUGAGUUUUGAUCAGUGGAAAGAGACGGAAACGGGAUACUUGUGUUGGUUGGACGAACGUAAAGAAGACUAAUAAACAUUCAUCAUUGUAAAAAAAUAGUCAUCAACUAUUAGAUGCCUACCCCACACACAUUUGAUGCAGGCUGGGUUACCGUAGUUACCAUGUUAUUGGGCACUUUCUUUGAGUUGGCCUCUUACAGAAGAAUCUGCAGGUCAGGUCAGUUCUGUUUUUCCAGCUCCUUUUCUCCCACAGCAGCAGCAGCUCAGAUGAGUCACAAUCUUUUGAACGUGUGCAGGGAGGUCAGACCUGUGUCAGAUCCAACAACUACCUGAUGUGGAUUAUAAAACAGAGCUUUUGCCUGAUUGUAAUGAUUUGAUUCUCCUUAAACACUCCAUUCACCCGAGAUCAGUGUCAAAUGCUGGGUCUUUGGAAAGAUCUAAUAGACAUUUUUCUCUGAUGAGUACACCAUAUUUUGAAAAGGAUCAUCUUUUUUAAGGAAGCUGUCUGAUGUUAAAAAAAAAAGUAUAACAGGUGAUUAGUGCACUUCUUUUUAUCUCAAAUCCAUUGCAUCAAAACCAAAAAGAAGUCCCUAGAAUUCAAUACUUAGGUGUGUUUUUUUGUGGCAUUGCUUUUGGACAUGACCUUUGAAUAAUCUUCUUUCACAUUUAAUAAUAGUUUUUCAAACUCCAAACCAUAAAGUUGUUUCAGUCAGGGUCAAAUGAGUCAAAGAAUAUCAUUAGUUUGCUUGCAGAAAGUUAUGUUAUUUGCAGUAUGGGAGUCUCCUGUCUUUCUGCAUGUGUAUGUGGCAUGCCAAAGCUUGAGGCAGGCGAUGCAGCACAAAGAUCUCUGGGAUACAUGAAAGAGCAGGGAUCAGCGGUAGAAGUUUAAUGACUAACAAACAUUAUGGGUGAAAAAAAAUGUACCAAAAAAUCAAACUAAAGACACGCUAAACAUCUCAGACAUCUCUGUGCCUCCUUAAACUGUCUGUGUGCUCUGUUUAAACUUGAAGUUUUGUGGAGCCUCAUGACCAUAAAAACAUCCAGACACUGGAGAUGUAGUUGACUUAUCACAGAGAGUAGGCGGAGCUCGGUCAGCUGUGUGGUCUUAAACUCGGUCACCUGGGUGCCAUUCAGCUUUUGCUUGUCGGAAAUACUGACAAUGCCACUUUAAUCCCACCACAGCAGAUGACUCAUAGAAUUGAUUACUUCUUCUUUCCUUGUUUGUGUGUGUGUGUAUGUGUAUGUGUGUUUUUCGUAUGCGUAUGUGUAUGUGUAUGUAAGAGAGAAACAGAAGCUGAUGAACACACAGCUGGAGCUCAGUGCUAUUAGUGGCUCCCCCCUCAGUAUCCAGAAACUUACACUAAAUGCAAAAUCAGUCUGAUAUCAACAAGGAUUUUUUCCUAGGGCUGUAAUCAACCAAAGAAAUUCUUGGUCGACUAAAACCCUCAAUUUUUCGACCAAAAAUCGACUAAUGGGGGGUAUCUGACUGUGACGGCAAACCCUGCUGUGGCGGGGGACAACGUGGCUCAGCAGAGUACGACUUAGUGGGGUGAAAAUAUACUGAUAUCAGCACAAGAUGGCAAUUAUACACAUAUAUAUGUUCUGCAAACCACUGGCCGUUGAUGAUUAACGUGGACGCUCUUCAAUCUUCCUGUCUCCAGCCGGUCUCCAGUGGGUUGGGCGAAUCCAAAAUGGUGAAAACAAGGGGAGUGUUUUCUAAGACAGGCUGUUACCUGUGAAACAGGGGUUGCUCUGAAAACACCCCCAUUAGCACUUGGUACGUUCCUCCUGAUGACCUUAACCAUGGACUGAAAAUUGAUGCAGAAAAAAAUCGAGUCGAUCAAUCAGAUUUAUUAUUAGAGUCGGUUAAGUCUUUAUUAAAAGAGUCAGAGAAUCUGGAGAAAUCUCUGUAAAAUUAGGACUAUUGUUCUGACCAAGAAUGCUAUUUUUUCCUGCUGUCUGAUCUGCGUUUCUUGUACUGAUACACUCUCCCUCAGGAGGUAUGCAGUAUGCAGUCAGUCCAUGCGGUAUAGAUGUAUUCUUGUUAAAAUCCUUGCUGAUACCAUUUUGCGUUCUCCACAUGCUGCUUUGCAAUACAAGCAAAGGUGGAGACCAUGAAUCCAGACUGAAAUGGUCAGUGCUUUUCAAGGCCAUCUAGCAAGUCAGAUGACAGCAACUAGUGGGCGGAUGUUUCCCUUUAAAAGAACGUCAGUGAGAGUGACACUGUCUCAUGUGGGAGAGUCUGAGGUGUGAAUGACGCCCGAGGCUUCCCGCAGAGACACAAACACAACCUGCUGUAUCAGACCAGACUCCAUCAUUUCAGAGUCAGGACCACUGUCAGGUCUCCGUUAGACUGUUAGACCGACCUCAGAGCUUUUCACCACAGUGGAUUGAAGCUUCAAGAGUUUUUAUCAACCCAAUAAUCAGACAUUGUUGCUUGUGGUUUAAAAUUAAAUGCGUUUUUGUUUUUUGUACUUGCAGUAGAAUUUUGUCGCUCUUAGCUGAGAUGAGUGUCUGAUAAUUUGUCCAUCCCAUACAGAAUAAAGAAAACUACUCAGAACAACAUAAAAAGUGCCCAGUUGUUCCCUUUAUUUAUUUUUUUUUAACUGUAGUUGUUGUUGAUGUUUUUGUGUGCUUCAGGAUCAAGUCAAUCCUGUUACUUUGGUCCUGAUUUUUCCGUGUAUUGCUUUGCAGCUCUCUUAAACUGAGACUUCCUCAAAUUGAAUGUUCUGGUUUGAUACUCACAGUUAUCAGGGACAUACUUUAUGGGGGAAAUUUCACAUGCUUUCUAAAACCCUAAUGUAUAUCUCUACUAAAAUGUCACAGUAGCAAUUAAGCACUUUAAGUGAAAAGUAUGAGAAAUACAUUUUGUCUCGUAAUCCAGACAAAAUCCAGUGGGAAUUGGGAUGAUCCUGUUAAUCUGGAUCGAAGUAAACUCAAUCCUGUUCAAAAGUUCUGAACAAUCUAAAGUGAGGGUUUUGAGUUUAGACUCUUGAAACAUAGAUUUGGUGUCUGUGAUGUUAUCUGUUGGUUUAUGAAGAGGAGUUUUAAAGCCAUAACGUUUCAAAAGUUCAUCCCUUAGACCAAAAUCAUUUUUGAUACCAGGCUGUUAACGUGUUUCUUUUUAUUUUAAAACUGAGGGUGUUUAUUGAAAUUCUUUAGCUUUUGUAACCAGCCUCAGGUGGACACUGGAGGAACUGUCCUUCUUCUCUUGUGAGGGAACUAUUAUUAGAUCCACACUGAUGGCUUUAAUCCAGACAGAAAACUUAUAAUCAGCUCAGAUGAGUUACAAGCUGCAUGUUAUUAUGUCAAACUGAAGGAGGUUCAUUGUAUUCACUUUUCUUCUACUGCUUUUUUUUUACGCAGAUAUAAAAAAACAGUGUCGUUUCUUUCUCCUCAGGUGUACACACAGACCAACCCCAAUGGGACCACUACGGGGAAAACCUUUAAAGUUCAUCUUCAGCUUUGGGACACAGCUGGACAGGAGAGGUGGGCGCGUUCAUCACACUGCAGAUAUUACAUUUAUUAUAUUUCAUAAUGGUUACAAGAAAAGCCUGUCAUGUGACUCCUCUGCUGAGCAGCUUCGAGGUGUGUUAAAUCUGGGGGAGUGAGACAAAAAGGAGCCGACCAGUUCUCACAGCACCUGGAGAGGCUGAAAUAAAGCUGACCCCUCACUGUGCAAAGACGGCUCAUUAAAGUGUCAUUAAAUCGAACAUGGCCCAGUCGCCACCGCCAUCAAUGGUGUUUCUAUCUAAAAGUACCCCUAAGUGUGUCCAUGUUAUAAUUAGCAAUUCUUUUUUUUUUUCUCAGCAAGGUCUACAAUCAAUAGUUUCACUCUCUCUACGCCUCCAUGUAUGAAUGGCUUGAAGUGGAAACAAUGCUUUCUUUGUUGAUAAGCGAUGACUUUUAAUUUUCCUUCAUGCGGUCGAACAGCAACACCUUUUACAUCCUCAUUCAGCUCAAAACCUUGCGCAAAACGGCAAAUCAGAAAUCUGAUCCCUGGAAAAAACAAAUGAAUAGCAAUGCUGAAAAGGAGACCAGUGUCUGCCGUGCUGCGUUUGUGUGUUUCCAUGCGUCCUCCUCCUUGUGUGGCAUCCAUCAAUCAUGUGUGAGUGUGUGUCGGUGUGUGUGGACGUCAAUAUAAACUGGCCUUGAUCCUUUGAAUCAGUUUUCCAAAGGUCUGAUGACUCACCGCCGGAUGAGUCAGUGUUUGUUACAUAAUUUAAACUUCACUUUUAAAAAUGCAGGGUGACGGCACUAAUUCCUGUUAUCAUAAACUAAUCCUCUUCAUCCUUUAAUCAGUCAUGAUGCAAACUGUAUGAUCGAUUUAUGGGCCUGCGUGUCGUGGAAACACCCCUGACGUGCCACCCCACACUCUUUCUUCCAGUGUCCUUUUCUCCUCUCCAUAUAACGGCGUAAAAGCCUGAGAAGAUGAAUUCAGAAUUAAAAUUGUCGACAUUGAAACUGGCAUGCAUACACACUUUUUUUUAAUAAUGUUUGUAUGUGCACCAGGUUCCGCAGCCUGACAACGGCGUUCUUCAGGGACGCCAUGGGGUUCCUGCUGAUGUUCGAUCUCACCAGCCAGCAGAGCUUCCUCAACGUCAGAAACUGGAUGAGUAUGUUGCGAUCAUCACACUGCUCUCUGCCUUUGCAUUGGUUUUUUUUAUAUACAAUUUACAAUCUAAAACUUAAAACUACAGGGAACCACAGAAGUCCAAUAAGGUUUUAUCCUGACCAGACUGCUUUGUGAAUAAAUGCGUAUUGGAUAGAUGUUGUCUUUGUUACCAGUCAGCACCAUUUGUUAGUCAAACAAAUGAUUAAAUUUCUUGGUAUUGUAGACCAAAGUUUUAAGUCAUAUGUUGCAUUUGAGCCAUCUGCCACUAGUUGGAGGUGAGGCUCUGGUUGAUAAUAGUUUCCAAGAUACUACGAUGCUUAUUUCCAGCACAGAUAACAGAUGGCAUCUUAUUGCCCAUCUCAGUUUGUCUCACACUACUUUGUCAGUAUUUGGUGUUAAAGUUGUCAACACUUAACUUGACCAGCUUCUGUCUUUUUGGGUGAAUCAGAACUUCUGUCUAAUUCGGAGCAUACCUUGUGGUCAAGGUUCCAAUGAUUCCAUAUCCAACUGAAUGUAUUUAGCGUAGUGUGAUAGUGGUCAGCCAAUCACACUUUUCAAUAGGCAAUACCAAUGAUCACAGAACACACCAACACAUGAGCAUAACCUAAUAUAUGGUUAUCAUAGCUAGCAGUAGAUGGGUUUUAGAGUUAUGAUAUAGAUAUCAGACCGUGACAUUUGGAUGUCAAAGACUUUAUCACUUUAUAAAUAACAGUAGAAUAAACAUCAAACCAUUGCCAGUGACAAGGUUUGAUCUUCUAUUCUUCAGACUAACAGAAUGCGUAACCAUUGACGAUGAUGUUUAUGUUGCCCAACCUCAGCUAUACUGAUGAGGCUGCCUGCAUGAGACAGAAGACGGACAGAAUUUCUUUAUUUUUAACGGCCUUUAUGAGUCCAGAUUUUUGCCAACUGCCUGUUAUGUCCAAAGAUGAAUAAUCAGCCGUGGUAUUUUUCUGCAGAUGAACAGUCAAUGAUGAAUCAGAGAUGUGUAAUUCAUAAUCACCUGUAUUCACAACCCUAACCAGUAUGAUUCAGGUUUCAUUGUUUUUGAAACUGUGAACAUUUUGACUUAAACUUGGCACACGGCAGCAGGACUGUUCCUGAUGAAAGUUAUACGGUAAAAGCGUGAAGUAAAACCAGUAAAACACUGGACGCACUUUUCAUUGUCACACUCUGCUUUCAAAAGAUCCAGUUUUUGAUCAUAUGACAUUUGCAUACGUUUUACAUUUUUGAUAAAGGUGUUUACUCAUUUCCAGGCCAGCUACAGGCCAAUGCUUACUGUGAGAACCCAGAUAUCGUGUUGGUGGGAAACAAGGCAGACCUGGCCGACCAGAGGGAGGUUCAGGAGAAACAGGCCAAGGAGCUUGCUGACAAAUACGGGUAAGUUUGUUUCUUUUGAACACUUGAGCUGCUUUGAGAGCAUAUUCUUGACUGACAUCUCACCUGCUUUCAUCAUUAUCUCAGUUUACACCGUCUUAACAAUUUCUCGGCACAUUGCUUCCUGUUAGACAAGGUUGCAUAUUUUACCUGGUGUCUUUCCAGCUGGCUAAGCAGGCCCAACCUUGCUUUUUCUAAUGUCGCCUGGCAACAAAAAUCUUUUCCAGGAAGUAAAUAACGCCAUCUUAAACUCUAAAAAACUGGGGAAAUACCAUGUGUGUUUGAACAGUUCAUGAAAAAUGUCAGUCUGUUUCUAGGAUGAGCACCGGUGGAGACUUGAGUGUAUUCAAACCCUAUUUCUGCACAUUUCUUUAGUUGUGAAAACAGACAGACAGUAACAGGGUUUAUGGUUCAAUAGCAUCUGUAUCUGAAUGUGUUCUUCUCACAGGAUCCCAUACUUUGAGACGAGUGCAGCGACAGGUGCAGAGGUGGACAAGUCAGUGAUCACACUGUUGGACCUGGUGAUGAAGAGGAUGGAGCAAUGUGUCGACAAACCACCAGCCGAUUCAGCCAAUGGGAACGGGGCCACAAAGCUCACUGAUUCACAGUCCAGUGAGAAGAAAUGUGCAUGCUAGAUCAGGAGGCGAUUCAGGAAAACUACCAGUCAGCCCUCCUUUGUUGUCACUCCUUUUUACACUAAACAGUCCCUUUUUCUUUUUGUUUCAUCAUCCUCUUUGUUUGCACAUUUCCCCCCGCUCUCUGUCUCCUCUCUGAAACUAACUUUGAACCAUCUUCUGCUCCUCGUUCUCUCAUCCAUGUUUUCUUAUCUCUCCCUAAACUGUCCACCUGUCUCACAUUGAAGCAGCUGUGUCUCCCUCUAUUGGAUAUUUAAGGUAUUACAUCUACUGCCCGUCUGCCUUUCAGCUCUUAAAGAGGGAAAUUAAAACAGCAGAGCAGACAGAUUCAUCACUGUCAGAAAAAUAAUGUGCCUCAUUAAAACACGCAGCCUGGGAAUUCAGCUCCGCUCACAGAUGGUUUGAGUGAUUUAAAGUGAUCCAAACAGGCUCUAAGAGUGUUAGAAUCCUUAAUUUAAAAUCCUUAACAUCACAUCUGCACAGAAUGGAAAGGAUUUCACGUGGUGUUCAGGCUGUCACAGGAUGACAGGAUUAUUGAGUCUGUAAGGAGUUUAAGGUCUAAACUUUUCCUCUGAGAUCAGGCUGACCAAAUGUCUGACCAAUCUGUGUGUGUGUGUAUCUCCCUGUUUCACAUAAUUUCAGAUGCUGCCUCUAAUUUUGUAACACAUGCUGGAGGCAUUUUUGUCUAGUUAACAGAUAAGGUGAAGAAGUUUGAGUCCAAAAGGGCAAAAAGAUCUUUUUUUUAAUUGUGUACGGUAAAGGUUUGAUGUUAGAUUUCACAUUCCUGGUUGAACAUUUUUGUUUCAGAUUAUUAUUUGAUUAUUUUCAACAAAUGCAGAUAUGUUUGGUCGAUAACUUUCUAGCCUAUGUUAUAUCUUAUAUUGGUAAAAGUAAGUCAAAGUAAAUAUCAAAGCAGAAAAGGGUGACUAAACUGUCUCUUAACAUCCUGAUUUAGAAAAGUAACACACUCUAAUGAAUACAUCAGUUCAGGUAUGACAAUCUGAAGUAUUACAUGUGGUUAAUUUGGACUAACACUCGCUGAAGGUGUUGCUCAUUUUGUAAAAAUUAAAAUAAAGGUGGAAAAACAAAAAAAAGGUAACUCUAGCAUCCAAAGCUAGCAUUCACGAGUGCAUCCUAGCUAACAGAGAGAGACAAUGCUUAGCAGUGUUUACAGUGGCGAGAAGAAGAUUUUCAACGCAACUAGUUUAGUCAAAAUAGCAAUUAAAAUUAAAAUUUCAUAACAAGUUUAAAGGUCAGAAAACAGUCCAGAUCCGUCUCAAUUUAUUAAACUCUGGAUCACAGAGUCUGUUGAAAAACUGUGUUUGAAGAGUGCGGCUAACGUCAGUCCCCCCUGCAGGCUAAUGCCCACAUACCUGUGCUGGUUACAUCCCAGUAUCCCAGUGUCAUCAGCCAACGCAGAAUUUUAGCUCCGUUUAGUUGAUUAAUAUACUGCCAAAUCACAUCGCACUACAAGAUGCCAUCUGUCGUCUGUACUUGUUUACAUCCAUUUCGUAGAGCGUAGCAUCCCAGCAGCAGACAUUAACUGGAGCUGCAGCCUCAGCAGGUUGCAGGAGGUGUUAAUUUCAGGCCUACGCUUAUAAUAACAUUAACAAUGUGUAGAGCAGUAAUUUUGGUGCCGGUUUGUGACAUUAAAUAGUAAAGUCAUUUCAAGAAGAUAUUUUUAUAGACUCUUACAAAGACAAACCAGUGGAAAAAGAAAAAACAUAUCUCCAUUCUUUUUGUGCUACUCAUUUUACUGAACUGCAAGUUAAUAAAGUUUUGCUAAUAAUAUUUGAACUCUAUCUCUUGAUAUAACUUUUGAUGCAACAUUUCAAUAAUAUAUGUUGAGUUUGGCCAAUUUCCUCUACCGGCCAAAGCUUUACUGGUGUCUCUUUAGAUGACAUGUUAAAGAUUAAAAACAGGAUUGUAGAACAGAGUCUGGAUAUCUCUCAUUAGAUUUAUGAAUUGGAAAACUUUAAGCGCUUCAUUUUGAACCCUGAACAGAUCAAGAAACACUAAAGCACUUCACUAGCUCCCUGGUAGUUCACAAAUAGGAUUGUAAUGAUUAUACCAGACUUGUCUAAUUUCCGAUUUGGAGAUAGUUUCAGAUUCAUAUCAUCAGACAAAUGUAGGUACAGCAUUACAAGUGUGCAAUGGAGGAAAAAACCUACAAGGUGUUUCAUUCAUGGCAUGUCAUAAACCACUGAUCCACCACCUUGGCUUGUAAAGUGUUAUUCCAUUGUGGUGAAACAGACUGUAUGGAAAUCUGAGAUAAAUCAGCUUAGACGUUGGAUGUCCCCAGUACACCUGGUCACUGCAAAUAGGAAAGAUUUGCAUAAAAGAAACUGUCUGUCUGUAACUUUAGAGAUAACGGCAGUCAUACAAAUAGAACCGCCUACUUUAAAUUAGUCAAAAUGCAGGUUGCCAGUGUAUGAGUAGAGCAGGACAGCUGACAUUUAAAUAGACAAAAUGACUCAAGACCUCAAAUAGAAAAACACAAGGUGUACAGGCUGAUAGUAGAUCAUCAACUCUCAUUUCUUUAAGACAGACAACAAGACAGGAAAUAUCACUUUAAGCCCCAUAUAUGAGCAAUGUUGAUAACAUAGGCAGUGACCAGUUAUUUAUAUUUAAAGAAAUGUAUUACAUGAGUUAUUAAUUGUGUUGUCAUAUUAUUUUAGUUGUAUUCUUAAUAUCUAUUGUUUAGAGAACAUUUAUUCUCACCUUUAUUUACUCUCAUUAUGUUAUUUUUCAUUGCUGCGUGCUCUUUAUUCAAGUGUCAAAGUGUCUGUUCAAGAAAAGUAUUCUUUAAAAACACUGAAAGAUGUACAGAAGAAGUCGAUAAAGACGUUUACUCCUCCCCGAAAACCGUGUACAAAAUCUUACACUCAGCCCAACAGACAGGGAGAGUCAUUGCUAGCUUCUUGUGCCGGUUUGUGGUUUUUAUUUGCGUGUUGGGGGGUCUUGAAAUGUGGUGCAGUGAGGCAAAUUUUGCUUGUUGCCAUAUUGAGGCAUCAAGAAUCACCAGAAACCUGCUCUUCAUUUCCUUAACCAGUAGGCCCUUAAGAGUGUCGAUGCACCUCCAGAGGUGUUUCCAGGCGGCACAUGAAGUACAUGUACAGCAACAUGUCUCCUGACAGCACAAUCCAGCUUUCAGUGUUGUGUUCAGUCAGACAUGCUUCACGUCAGGGAGUCUCGGUGAACUCCUGCUGCUUUUUUCCGAUGGUCUGCUGUAGAGCUUUCACCGUGUAAAUAAGCAGAUCUGUUUCUUAGCAGAAGAGACAUUUGCUUCUUUAGCUCAUUGAAUUUAUAGAAAGCAAAGCACCUAAUGCGGAGCGCCCAGCUUUUAAAGGGAAAGUAAUGGGACAUAAAACUGAGGGUCGAUUAAUGAAGUUGCACCCUAAACACACUCACAGAUAAGAGACUUGUUACAGCAUCUUUAUCUCUUGCACUUUUGUUUUCAUCAGUAAAAUUGUUAAAGUUUAGUUUACAAGCCUUCCAGCAGGACAAGCUUUAGAUUUUUUUUAAAUAGUGCCCCUAAGGUACCUUUGGACCAACAUUUCAUCAGACUGGCAUCAUCCUAUUUUGUCCCUUUGAAUCAGACCGUCAGAAUGACAGUUUUUCUGCAUAAACCCUAUUAAUUUAAUCAUAUUUCCUCUUACUUUAAUGUGAUUCGCCCUAUAUUGAAAUUCCAAGCUUGAGCAAAGCAAAACAUCAGUUUUUGAUGCCCAACAGAAAUGUGUUUAUUCAAAACGGCAAAAUGUCAGUGUUAAAUCCAAGACGCUCAAUAGUUUCCCUGAUGUCAAGUUAAACCUUGAUUUGUCUAACUUCAUAAAACAUCUUAAGCCAAUUUGAGAAUCCUUCAGUUUACCUGACAGUCUCAAUUCAGAGCUGCUGCAGAUAACUUGGAUAGCAAUUAAGUUACAAUUUAGAUUCCCAGUAUUUGCUUAUAAGCCAUUUUUCAGUUCAGUAUUGUGCUGUCUGGAUGGUGGAAAAACAGAUAUAUGUUGAGGUGUCAUAGAGCUUUGGUUUCACCUGACCUACGUUUGGUCUGCCAGUGUGCCAAAUGAAAAAGGUAACUACACAAACAAGUGUCCGUUUUCCACAAAGCUGAAGCUCAUCCUGCCUGCAUCCACACUUAGAAUGUGUUUUUAUUGUGUGUUUGUUUUUGUUGAACAGCCAAGCACAGUCCUCUGCCAACAGCUGAUCUCAGUGCCAUAUUAAACACCCACUGCUGUUAAUUUGCUGCUGCUGAUGAAACAAGGAGAUGGCUCACACCGUAACACUCUUUGCCAGUCACUUAUUUGCACAGAACUGGAUAAGGUUCCCUAAAAAGUCUGUAUUAUAAAGUUUGGUUUCAUGGUUUCUCAAUUAAUGGCCCGCUCAUUUAUUUCCCCUCUGCAUUGUUAUCAUUAGUUUGGUUGUAUGCCUUCUUAUAAUGCAAAUUUUAUAUCUAACUCUAAAGUUAUGAAAGCAUACAAAUAAGUAUGCCACGUUGGAGGUCUCCUUAAUACUGAAAAAUGUGAGUUUAGUAUUUCCAAUCAUCUUUGCUCCAUUUUGGUCACCAGGUAGUCUACUUUUUCCAGACUGAAAGAGGGGUUGAGUAGACUUAUCCAAUGACCGAAAAUUGGUGUCUUCUCUAUUAUAUGGUUUAUAGCUGUUAUCAACAGAGAAGUAAAAUAUCUCACAAAAGUAUUCAAACUUCGUUUUAUGUACAAAGCAGUAGCAAACUGGAGUUGUUAUAUAGCUAGCGUAAUGAAGAGCCAGUUUGGACUUCCUCAGAGCAGAACUAGAAGUUUAGAAAUCAAGAGGUUUCGUUGGGUGGCAGCCAGAUGGAAUGGAUCAGUAGAACAAGGUCGGCCUUUAACAGAGGAAAUCUGGAUUUGUGUUCCUUUCAUGACAAAAGUUAUUCUGGGUCACUUUUUUCAACCACACAGUUCAAAACUCAGUCCAAAGAGACAUCUUUAUGCUGUUGUACUGCUGGUCUAAAAGGCUAAGCCCUUCUAGUGUAGGUGAGUUGUUAGGUUGCUGUUACCAGACUGGGAAUCUACCAACUCACCAAGCACAAAGAAUACUAGAGACUUCACAAGGAAUUAGGACAACAGCCUCAUUAUUGACUGCUUUUCUAGUACUAAGAUCAUCGGCGUUCUCUUGGCCUGCAGAGGCGGAUCUCUCUGACCCUGCUCACCAGUAAGUUUCAAGGUGCAGAAGCCUUUUGGAUGUGAGAUGAAAUGUCUUUCAUCAAGUCCUUUAACUCUUUGGACUGAGCUUUGAAUAACCAGGAUGAACACUUGAUUUUUUUUGUCAAUUUGCCAUUGGAGCCAAAUGAAAGCCUCAGCACAAUCCUGACAUUUGGUGGAGUAAGAGCACAUUAGAUAUUCAUUUAAGACUCGUGCAUUAUUUUGACAUGAUGUCUUGAAUACCUUUGUUUUCAGUUAUCUUGCAACUAUUUCUUUGAAGAAAUACUUUGGGGUGAAAUACAGUAAAACUCAAGUCGUAGUUGAAUGAAUCAUUGAAAGAAUUUUGCUUUGAAAAAAAGAUGAAAACCCUAAAUUUAACCCUCAAGACUUGCCUUAAAGCCCAGAUUACGAGACAAAGAAACAGAAAGAGCUUUUAUACAAGCGCUGAGACAGUUUUUCAAUAUUCAAAACUUUGUCUCAAUUUUGAAUUAUCCAUUAUGCCCAUUAUCCUAUCAUCUUGAAACAACGCCUCUCAUCUGCGUCUUUGUCAUUGUGCUGCGAUCGUUUUAAAGGUGGGGUAGGCAGGACCUGAGGAAGUGCCAGUUUUGGGGGAGAAACCUUGAAUGUAAACUCUACCCCUCCCAACCAGUUUUCCCCUCAGCUCCUCCUCUCCCCUCUGUCUCUGCUCCAGCAAGCCCCGCCCACAAACAGACACUCCUGCUCACUCGUAUCAUUUCAAUUAAAUUCAGAUAUAAUGCAGAUAAAUACUAAAGAUAAUUACAAAUGAGGCCCAGUCAACGUGAAAGUAAAAAGCAUUGGUGCUACUGUAGAUGACAACAGACUACCAGCAAACACGAUGUUUGCAGGACUUCUACAACUAGGAUAAAGUGACAUACUCCAGGACCCGAGAUAAACAGUUUAGCGGCGCCACAACACGCAGCAGGUCCCGUUUGACAAGAAACACUUCUGUUACACUUGGCUUACUUUGUUAAAGCGGUUUACCUGUCCAGCAGAAAGGCUACAGGGUCGGUAAAAUCCUGACGCGUUCCCCAUCAUUUAUGCUAUGUUGACCCGGCUUUUUAGCUCUUACCCAGCUUUUUAAGCGCCCGUUAUUCCACCAGAGUCUCCGGUAUUUACUUCUUUUUCUUGCUUGUGUUGGCAGUCGUGGUCAAAGGAGGAUUCAGACAAUUUUCUGUACUUUCUGGUUGGUUUCUACUGUCUGAUAUUGGAGCACGCUAACUUUGUUUGGGCUCCUGAACGACUUGGGGGAGCAGCGUCUGCCUCACAACCAUAGACUGUAUAUAGAAUGGACAGAGUCUGCCUCCUCGCUGGGUGAAGCCACUCCGAGAACAGCACCCUCUGUUGAUGGGCUGCUGUAUAGGUCAUAAAUCCUGCCUCCGCCAGCAAAGCUUAUGGAGCUGAGGACAAACUUUAGAAAUUUAUUACACAGAACAUAAAUUUUUCUCCCCCCUGCUUGUGAUGUUGACGUGUAGUUACAGUAAGACUGGUUUGUGCUCAAGUCCUCUUUCUUUCUGUGAAGCUCUGUUUUUAAAAGUAAUUUGGGGGUUCAUGUUUUCUAUGAUUAACACCUGAUGCAGCCUAUUGGCGUUCAGGGAUUGCGUAGCUCACCCGGGGGGAUACGCUGUUUGAGCCGAGCGUCAUCACAGGGACUCUCGGCAACUCUCCCACCGAAUGCGCACAACGCUACUGCGCAAUGUUGGUUUCAGGAAAUGAAGAAAAAUCGCAGAAAUACCGAGAGCUUUUUGGCUUCAAAUCCAUAUACAGGUGGGAGGCGGAACCAAGUUGUCCAUAGUAUAUACAGUCUGUGCUCACAACCAAUCAGCACUAAGGAGCAGCGUCUGUCUCACAACCAAUCAGGUUGGGGGAGGCGGAGAAUGGCUUUGUUUACAGUCAGAAAAAGCGGGCUGCUCUAGAAUUUUAAAAUGUUGACUACACAGACACAACAAAAUACAGCGAUAUCGUAAUAUUACCAAAUGUCAUCAAUAACUAAUAGCUAUUGACUGAUAUUAAAAGCUUUUUUGUUAAUACACCACAAAAAAAGACGCUUCUUUAACGGAUUCUUGCCUACCCCCCCUUUAACUCUGUUUUUAUUUAGAGUUUCAGACUGUGUUCAUCCUCUGAUGCCUUUUUGCUUGUUCAUUUGUACUUCACAUUCACUGUCACUUCAUUCAUUGUCUCUUUCCUCAACUAUGUUUUCCUUCAGCAGUCUGAAAUUACUUUUUGUAGUUUUUGAAGUCACUCAGAAAGUUUACAUGAUUUGGAGAGUCAUGUCGUGCCUGUUCUCAACUCUUUUGUCUGAUCCUCUGUAAAGUUUGUGAGCUACUAAAUAUUUUAUCGCAUUAUUGAUUAUGGAUUUUAAAGCAGAGGCAAAAGAGACCUGAAAUCACAAUGUUGUUUUUGUGGCAGAUAUAUAACAAAAUAAUGACUCAAUCCAAGUACCUCUAAGAGCUUUUAUUUUUGGAAAUCCUCUUUGUGUGAACUUCUGAUGCCUGCAGUUUGUACUCGUUUUUCCUCGGUUUCACUGUGUGUAUCGAUGCUUGUGUGUUUGUUGCACCGUCAGCAUGUUUGACACAACGAGAAUGAAAUGACCUGCAAUGUGUUCAAUGUUUCUAAUGUCAGAGCUGCAAAUAAAGUUGUGUUUGUUUUAUCUGGUUUCUUUCAUUUGUUAUUCCAUGUUUUCUUUGAGUCUGUGCAGAAAGUUACAGUUGGGUGGUUUUACCAGAUUAAGAAUUAAAAUCAGUGGUUUCUUUAAAUUGUUUGUCGUGCCCACCCAAUCAAAAUAUGGGGAAUAUCUUAAUAUAUAUUAGGUCAGAAUAAAAAAUACCACAAUAUCUGUACCUUCUGAUCGGGUGGGCAGCCAUUUUCCAGUCAACAGAAGUAUCCACGAAUCAUCAGCGAGACGCAGACAGCAGACAGAAACUAACAUUUCAAGCGGUGAUGUUUCUAAAAAACUAAAUAGCGAAAAAUAAAAGUCUACUCGGACAAACACGGUUCUCUACACACAGUCACUUUCUCUGUGAACUCGGCAAGAUGUCCCUAAUACACCUUUCAUCGGGCGUUUAGUCCCAUUAGUCCCAUAAGGACUGUCACGGUAUACCAGUAUUGAUGAUAACUGUUUUAUAUAGAAUAAAAAUAUAAAGUAUAUAUCGAUAUUGUGCUAAAAAUAAUACCUGGGGUGCAGAAUGGUCAUGUACACCGUGAUAAAACAGACACAAAACAGACUGCUUGCAAGCUGACUGAAGCAGCUCUUUGAGAGAUGAAAAGACACUUUAAAAGAUAAUAUUCAGGAUUGAUUGUGAAACCCAAAACAGCUUGUGAGCAUUUACCUGUACAGGUUAUUAAUGAACCAACACUUAUAUUUCCUGACUGCCCAUUCAACAGUUGAGAGAAGAGCCGUCAAGCAAUAACAUUUUUGCAGAGAAAAAUACUCAUUCAAGAAUUUGUUUUUUUUCUUUGCAAUUUGUUUUUUUUUUAAGUAUAGCAAGGAGCCAGGGGUUUUUCAGACAUACAGGACAUAAUAAACAAACCAAACACUUUCAAAGAUAAUGUUCAAGAUUGAUCAUAAAUCCCAAAACAGUAUGUGAGCUUUUAACUUAACAGGUUCUUAAUGAACCAAUUUUUUACAAUUCCUGACUGCCCAUUCAACAGUUGAGAGAAGAGUCCAUUUGUAUAGAGAAAAAUAAAGAUUUAAGGUUUUUUUUUUUGUUUUUUUGCAAUUCUUUUGCAUUUUUUUCCAAGUUUUUAUUUUUAUUUUUUGCAUUUUUUUUUUUUUUAAGUAAAACAAGAAGCCAGGGUUUUUCAGUCUGGCCUCUGCCUCUUGUAUUGCUGGCAAUGUUUGGGAGUCAUGGCCUUUUUACACCCGAAAACAUGUUUAGAACUAAAACCAAACUGUCAUCUGUCAAUUCUUGUUUUUUUUUUUUGUUUGUUUUGGGGUUUUUUGUUUGUUUGUUUGUUUUGUUUUUUUUUGAAUGUCACAAAACCCUCCUCCUUAAUCCGGGCUUGGGACCGGCAAAAAUGUCCCAAUUGAGACAUUUUGGCGGAGUUAAAAAUUUUAUUUUAUUUUUUUUAUUUUUAUUUUUUUUUUAAUUGAUUAAUUUAAUUUAUUUUUUAAUUGAUUAAUUUAAUUUAUUUUUUAAUUUUAUUAAUUUAAUUUAUUUUUAAUUGAUUAAUUUAAUUUUUUUUUAAUUUUAUUAAUUUAAUUUAUUUUUUAAUUGAUUAAUUUAAUUUUUUUUAAUUGAUUAAUUUGUAUAUUUUUAAAAUUUAUUUAUUUUUUUAUUUUUUCUUUAUUUAUUUUAUUUUUUUUUUAUUUUUUGCUUUUUUUUCUUGCAAAAUUGUUUUAUUGUUUUGUUUUGUUCUUUUUUGCAAUUUUUUUUUUUUAACAAAGUUCUUUUUUUACUUUUUUUUUUUUUUUUUUUUUUUAUUGCAUUUUUUUUUUUUUUUUUAGUUAGGCAAGGAGCCAGGGAUUUUCAAUCCUGCCUCUGCCUCUGCCUCUUGUAUUGGCGGCGAUGUUUGGGAGUCACACUCUUUUUGAACCUCCUCCACAGAGAGAUGGCCUCCAUCUCAGGUGUUUCUGUGAUGACCUCAGGUGUUGUUGAGAUCAUCUCAGCUGUCUCCUUGACUGUAGUGGGAUCAUCUCCUUCACUGUCCACGGGAGCGCUGUCCAGUUCAGGGAAGGGUUCUCUGAUAACCUCACAGAUGACAUCGCUUGUCUCCUCCUGAUCUUCAAGUUUGGAUGUCUCUUGUAGCAGAUCAUCCACUGUGGUCUUCGGGAUAUCCUUUUCUUCCUCCAUUCUCUCAUCCAGCUGCAGUUCUUGUUUGUUUUUCUCAAGAAGCUGGUGCUUGGCCUCCUCCAGCUGGUUGCUCAAAGAUGAUACAAUGUCAUUGAGCUCUUGGAUCUUCUCCGUAUUUUUGGAUCCCUCCAUAGCCCUGCUGUAUGCAUCUUCUUGCAGUUUCUUCACCUGUUCUUCCAGAGAAAGUUUCUCAGCAUUCAGCUUCUCAACUUGCUCCGUGUCCUUACUGGUCUUCUCUUCAAACAUACUCCUCAUUUCCUCCUGUUCUUGUUGGAGGGUAGAGGCCCUCUGUCUUUCAUCAUCACGCUUCUUUUUCAGAGAUGCGACCUGAUCUUGAAGUUCUUGCACUCCAGCCAUGUCUUGUACAUCAUCAGCCUUCUCCUCCAAACUGAAAGGCGCUGUUGUCGUCUCACCGAUGUAGCGCUUUUUUAGCUCUGCCAUUUCUUGCUCCAUGGCUUUAUUGGUGGCCUCCUGUGCCUUCAGCAAAGUCAUCACACCCUGCAUCUGAAGGACUCGUCUUUGGUUAGCACGGGCAAGGUCCCAUUUAGUCAAUUUGCCAAUGUCCUCAUCCUUCAGGGUUAUCGGUGUCUCCUUUUCAAUGAUUAUGUCAUUUUGUGCAGAAAUCACACGGAUGAGCUCCUCUUUGGUUUUAUUGGAGUAAUAACCCAUGUUCAUCUGCAAAUAGACAUUCUCACAGCCUUCGCAUCUCUCUAGCCUCGCCUUAUGCUGCAGUUCUCGAAUUUCGCCCUUGAGGGCCUCAAUUCUUUCUUGCUGCAUUUUCCUCACACCCCUCUCCCUUGUCAGCCGCAAACUCAGACUUUCAAUUUGGUCCCACGAAGUUGGCGUCCAUAGGGGAGGGCUUGCCUCCUGUUGGCGAAACCUCAUGUCUCCUUGUGAGGGGGCCUGGUGGAUCACCUGGCGGCCUCCUUG
Molecule: messenger RNA, 63028 nt
Organism: Xyrichtys novacula (pearly razorfish)
Lineage: Eukaryota; Metazoa; Chordata; Actinopteri; Labriformes; Labridae
Source: the annotation of a GenBank genome assembly